UAUGAGCAAAUGUUGGGAACCAUUCACCAUGUGAUGCAGAAGAAGAAGAAGAAGAAGAGUAAGAGGAGUUUGGAUUUGAUAUCCCUCUUUAUCACUACCCUAAGGAGUCUCAAAGUGGCUAACAAUCUCCUCCCCCACAACAAACACGCUGUGAGGUGAGUGAGGCUGAGAGACUUCAGAGAGGUGUGACUAGCCCAAGGUCACCAAGCAGCUACAUGUGGAGGAGCAGGGAAGCGAACCCGAUUACGAGUCCACCUCUCUUAACCACUACACUACACUGGCUCAGCACAGUGAAGGCAGCAAUCCUGUGCAUAUACUGCACUGGGAAUAAGCUACAUUAUGCAUGUUGUGGGCUUGCUUCUCAGUGGGCACGCCUGAGUAAUAAUAAUAAUAAUAAUAAUAAUAAUAAUAUAUUAUUUAUACUCCACCCAUUUGGCUGGGUUUCCCCAGCCACUCUGGGCGGCUCCCAACAGAAUGUUAAAGCCACAAUAAAACAUCAAACAUUAAUAACUUCCCUAAACAGGGCUGCCUUCAGAUGACUUCUAAAAGUCAGAUAGUUGUUUAUUUCCUUGACGUCUGAUGGGAGGGUGUUCCACAGGGCGGGCGCCACUACCGAGAAGGCCCAUUGCCUGGUUCCCUGUAAUCUCACUUCUCGCAGUGAGGGAACCACCAGAAGGCCCUCAGUGCUGGAUCUCAGUGUCCAGGCUGAACGAUGGGGGUGGAGACGCUCCUUCAGGACCGAGGUCGUUUAGGGCUUUAAAGGUCGGCACCAACACUUUGAAUUGUGCUCGGUUGUACUUUGAUUGUGCUGCAGGGUUGCCAAGAGGAAGCGGGGAAGCUAGAUCCGUAGAAGGGAGAUCCAAUGUAGUUAGUAGAUGGGAGAGCCAGUGUGGCAUAAUAGUUAGAGUGUUGGACUAGGACCUGGGAGAGCAGGGUUCAAAUCCCCACUCAGGCAUGAAGCUCCCUGGGUGACCUUGGGCCAGUCACCUUCUCUGAGCCUAACCUGCUUCACAGGGUUGUUGUGAGGGUGAAAUGGGGAGGAGGAGAACCAUGUACACUUCCUUAAGAUGCCUGGAAGAUCAAUGUAAUAAAUAACUAAAAAAAAUUUAAAAGGCGAGCAUACGUGUAUUCCAAAUGUUGGCUGUUUAUUAGAUAGUUGAUUUGCAGGAAGGGCAGUCUUGCCUCUAUACCAUGUUCUACUGGGUAUUUUAUAAACUCUGCAGAACUUCAUAUUUUGGGAGGCUGGAAGCAUUUUAAUUUUAAUGAGAGAAAAAAAACCCCUGCAGAUCCAAAACCAUAACCUUGGAGAACUUCAAAUCAAAGAUUCUUUCAUCGUAAGACAAAUGAAAGGGUCUCUACCCUCCAAAUGGAGAAGGUAUGUAUACAUUUUUAAUAGGCUUGGAUGAACCGUGUGAGUGAUGAUCAAGUUAUUGUGGGACAGGGAACCAUUUAAGAGCUAUUUUUGAAAUGGAGGGAAAAAAAUAGCACUUUUUUUUUUUUUGCAAAGGGUAGGAUUCAAAGUUCAAUGCAAACAAUGUAAUGGGCUGGACGUUAAAAGCAUAUCUGAGUUUUUAUGUGUAACACUAGACGCCACAUUCUCUUGCUCUCUAGCCUUUGUCAUAUACUGUUUGCUGCCUGCCCUUGUAGUUCAACUUUGGGGUGACGAACUCUUGUCAUGUGCUCACGGAGCAAAGCUCCUGCACUCUCUAUUAUCCUGCCAGUGUGACAGAUUGGCUGACAUGCCACCAGCUGCAAGAGCGCAGCUGCUCCUUUUCCUCUGCCAGCGCGGCUAAGGGCUGUUUAGCAUCCCCUGCACCUUCCUCUCUUAAGAAAACAAACAAACAGUCCAAUCCAAUGGCCACUCAGUCCAGGCAGCUGAGCUGCGACAACUCAAAUGGUCCUCGCAGCGGAAGGGAAAUGCCAGCCUCAUCUGGUUGAACACAGUAGUCAAAAGGUCCCAAGGUGUGCCUAACCUUGGUUUGAAAAAGCAAGACAAAACCAAACCCUAAGCAGUUUCUAGUCCUCCUAAUUGAAGAAAACAAUUUUUCUAAAAUAUAUUUGUAUUAAUAUGCAUAUUAAAAAUGGCAUUUUUUCUCUCAAGAUAUCUUGUUAAAUAUGUGUGUGUGUGUGUGUGUGUGUGUGCGCGCGUGCGUGUGCGUGCACGCACACACACAUUUCUUUGGUAUGUAAUUAACUGUGUAUUUUGAUAUGUUUAAACUGCCAGGAAUUGCAUCACAGUAUUUUUUUGGAAGACGGUGGCAUUUGUUUAUUGAACUUCGUUCAUGAAUCACAUCCCACGAAACAUCCUGAAGUGGUUUAACGUUGAAGAAAUCAACAAUAAAAACAAACCAGUACAAAAUUAAAGCCCCUUUAACCAUACAGAUAAAGACAGGGAUGAAAAAAGCUAGUGGCAGCCUAAGUUCCAAUCUGCCUGUUACUCUGAGAGUUGUGGGUCUAAAGCUGCCUUUUCCCAACCUGGUGCCCUCCAGGCGUUUUUGGAGUACAGUGGUUCCUUGGGUUACAUACGCUUCAGGUUACAGACGCUUCAGGUUACAGACUCCUCUAACCCAGAAAUAGUACCUCGGGUUAAGAACUUUGCUUCAGGAUGAGAACAGAAAUCAUGCUCUGGCGGCACGGCAGCAGCAGGAGGCACCAUUAGCUAAAGUGGUACCUCAGGUUAAGAACAGUUUCAGGUUAAGUACGGACCUCCGGAAUGAAUUAAGUUCUUAACCUGAGGUACCACUGUACAAUGUCCAUCAAGCCCAGACAGGAUGGCCACAGAGAGGGGCCCGAUCAUUUAAUUCCCACAGCAGCCCUGUGAGGUAGGUUAGGCUGAGAGGCAGGAAGUGACCCAAGGUCACCCAGUGAGUUUCAUGGCUGAGUGCCGAUUUCCCUAACGUUACUUUGAUGAAUAACUGGGAAUGUUUUGCCCCCCCCCCCCAAUUCAUGGCUUGGAAGACCAUGCUCAACUUCCAUUUCAUUUCCUUUGCUCCCGCUUCCUUCCAUACUUCACUCUCCUUCCUUGUCUCUCACUGCCUUCUCACCACUAUUUGCCACGUUCCUUAACCAGCUCUAAUCCGUUUUGCACGUUGCUUCCAUGCUACCAAAAAUGAUACAUGAGGGUUGGCAGGCUAGCGCAUGUGUGUGUGUGAUCCUCUGCUAUAACACAACUGUGAGUUUCAUCUGCAAGCCUGCAUUUAACAAAUGUUUGUCUUGGAGCAGAUAUGUCACUCAAAGGAGCCAAACGUUUCGUGUCUGAUCUGCGCCCUGUGGGGAAGGGGCACCUCUAAGGAGCUUGGAAAAGGCGCAUAAGAAAAAGCCACGCUGUUCAUCUUACAAGCGCUGGCAUUUCUGAGAACUUGGCUCCUAGCGCCUCGAGCUGACCACCAGCCUCUCUCUUGCUUCCCCCCACUACGACUUCGACCGCAGGGUGUGUCCCGUCGUAUUGUCCCUGACCCACUUUUCACGUUUGAAACCCCAUAUUACUUUGUCAUCGGCGAGGUGAUGUCUCAGUUCAGCCCAUCUCCGCGAGGAAACCCCUGUCAGUUCCCAUCACUCUGUCCUGCGCUCUUGCCUGCUGUUGAUCUGCCACAGUCAGAGGUCAGGAGGGCUCGCUCAUGCAUCAGUGGCGCUGCGCUUUCUCCUUAGCCUCCUUAUUUCAGAAGCCGUCGAGCUCGGGAAGGGGAAGGAGAGGGCAGCUAAAAUGAUUGGCGAUUGAGGUUUGGGGAGGGUGUGUGUGUCUUUUCCUUAAGAAGAAAGGCUGGAUGGCUAAGGGAGGUUUAGGGGUGGGUGGGAGCGAUUUGGUACAGGUCAAUGAAACAAUAAACAGUCCUGAAAGGGGGGGGGGGGGUUGAUAUGCAUGCUCUCUUAAAACCCUAGAGUAAAGGUAAAGGGACCCCUGACCAUUAAGUCCAGUCAUGGCCGACUCUGGGGUUGCGGCGCUCAUUUCGCUUUAUUGGCCAAGGGAGCUGGUGUACAGCUUCCAGGUCAUGUGGCCAGCAUGACUAAGCCGCUUCUGGCGAACCAGAGCAGCGCAUGGGAAUGCUGUUUACCUUCCUGCCGGAGCGGUACCUAUUUAUCUACUUGCACUUUGUGCUUUCGAACUGCUAGGUAGGCAGGAGCAGGGAUCAAGCAACGGGAGCUCACCCCGUCGCGGGCAUUUGAACCGCCAACCUUCUGAUCGGCAAGCCCUAGGCUCUGUGGUUUAACCCACAGCACCACCUGCAUCCCUAGAGUAGAAGAAGCCAAUAUCCUGCUCUCCAUAUGCCAUUGGACCACAACUCUCAUCAUUCCUGUUCCUUGGAUAGGCUGGCUGGGGGUGAUGGGAAUUGUAAUCCAAUAUUCUCAAGAGGGAACCAUGUAGGUUUCCCCUGCCCUAGAAUUUAAAAUUACAGUGUAGGUUUUCGUUUGUAGAAAAGAAUGGCCCAGUUUGCACUAUAUGUUUAAAUGAAUAUCACACAGCUGAAAAGCUGCUGUGAUUUUCUCUCCAAAGAACCUUGCGAUCUGUCUUUUUCAAGGGUGCUGAGAGCUGUCAGGAGACCCCUAUACCUCUCACAGAGGUUGGUUUGCCAAUCAGUUCCUCUUUCCAGGGAACUCCGGGAAGUUAUAGGAUCCUUCCCCAUUGUAGCGCCUUCCAGAGUUUUUGGAUUGCAACUUCCAUCAAGCCCAGCAGUUGGGAGUUGAAAGCCAAAGCACUGGGAAGGAUGGCUUAGAGCAGAGAUGAUUAGCCUUUGGUCCUCAUAUCGUUUCUCUCCAUCAGCCCCAUUCAGUGUGGCCAGGGACCAGGGAUGAUGGGAACUGCACCCCAGUAGCACCUAAAAGGUGCCAGCUGAAGACCUCCUUCAGUAAGCCUCAUAGGCGUUAAGUAUGUUGUUACUAUUUUAUCACUUGCUUUUUGCCAUCCUGGGCUCCUUCAGGAGGAAGGAUGAUAUAUCAGUUUAAUAAAUGAAGUUAUAAGUCAUACACCUCUGGUUUAGAGAGUUGGGGUUUUCGUCCGACUCUCCUUGGGGAGAGUUAAGUUCUUGCAUAUGGUGGCUCAGUCACAGAAUUCCAUGUAUUCCCCCCCACCCCAAAUUCUAAAGUUAGCUCAGGUUGCAGGGUUUGGUGUGUUUUUUUCUGUCUCGCUUUGUUAAGCCUAUUCAUCUGUUGAUCUGUUUAAUGCAUGCAUUAAUUUAUUUAUUUGCACAGCGCCGAGCCUCGCUAAUAGCCUAGUAUCAAAUCUGCGCAGCCUCCUCUCCCUAAAAUCAAUUUUCUCCCUAUGAUUUUGACAUCAUUGCAUCCCACAAGAGUUCCUUGUGUUACUUCCGCAAUGCCACCAAUGUAGCUGGGGUGCUGAAAUUGCUCGUGAUGCCCCCCCCCCAGGUGACAGCUAUUUCAGUGAGGGAACGUUCAUCUAAGCAAUCGAAGGUUUUUCUCUCUAUUUGCUGGUAAACCAUAACGUUUUGGCUAUUCAGGAGGAAGCAAGGGGGAGCGAGUAGAAACAUUCGCUAGGGGACUUGAGUCUCUCUACUGGUAUUCUGCAGCAAGACACAAAUUCAUGUUUUCUUAACAAACAAAAACACUGAUGCUAUCCUGUUUCGAGGGAGAUUUUCUUUCAGAAAUCUGCAGCCACUUUGUAUGUCUUUACCCCUGACCACAAGCUCGUGUUUUUAAUGGCUUUGGGACAAUGGAAUGCUGGGAAUUCUUAGCCUGACUGUUAGUUUUGUUAGGCUUUUUUUUUUUUUUUUUUAGUGCUCAUGGGAAAUGGGAAAUGUGUGCAUUGAAAUCUUCCCUGUAUGGCUGAAUUCUCCCUCAUAUGCUUCUGUAGUCUAUGGAUUAGUGUGCGCUGCCAAUCAUGACGGCUGGGGAUGCCACUUUGAAAUUGGAGAUGCAGGAGGGUUAAACAAUAACCGCGAGUAGAGGCUGGGGGGAGGUUACAGAACGGCUGUUUCCUCCUAUAAUGAGGCCUAUAGGACCAUAUUUCUUUCUUUCUCUCUCUCUAUUUAUCUAUAUAUGCACAAAAAAACCCUCCCUGAAAUGUCCUUCUGAUUCUUGCUGGACUGUUUCUGCAAAAUUAGCCCCUUGAGGGGUGAUAUGUUUGAAAAGCAUUCGUGUGUAUUCUGGAGAAGCAAGAGAUUUGAUGUUUACCCAGUGCUCCUCACUCAGAUAGAAAAGUUUUAUCUCUGUGGUUUUAUUCAGGCCAUCACUUUUCAUUGCUUGGCGUGUUGCUCUUUGCGCGGAAACCGGUCCUUUAAUUUCCUGAAAGUUUUCUUUACCCUGCAAAAGUUGUGGCUGCUUUUUGCCUCUUCUUCUGGGUGCUUAAUAACUCCCCCCCCCCCGAAUUCUUGCGGAUGCGGUUUUGAGCUUAUCUUUAGGGAUGAGAGAGAAUUUCGGUUCCGUUUGCAUAAUUCCCGAAAAUUAGGCACAAACUGAAACAGCAGCCGUCCUUUGAAACUUGUACUUCUCCGAAUUGUGCAACGAGAAUGCAGAUAUCAGCUGCGUUCUAACAUGUGUUUCGAUGGUUGUGUGAAAAGAACCUGAAAUCAAAGUCAAAUCCAUCGAUGGGUAGAAUCUAUUAACGUGCCCCAUGCCAAAUCAGGCCAGGGCUCCAUCCUGUCCAUUAUUCUCUCCUCUGGGUGGCAGCAGAAGCAGCAGCUCUUGGGGGUCUGAGUUAGAAUGAGGCCUUUCCCACCUCUGCUGUGCAGGAUUCUUUCCCUGGGAGCUGUCAGGGGCUGGAUCUUGUGUAUGCAAAGCAUUCACUCUGGGACUGAGCUACAGGCCCUUCCCCCUUGGGGGCUGGCGACAGGGAUCCACUAUUCUGUAACUAACCAUGAAUGCAAGUGCCAGCAGUCAGAUUGCUUUUUUUUUUUUUUAAAGACAAGUAAGUUAAGGAAAUGUUCCUUUUCUAAAUACCCACUUUAAACCUGGCAGCUGCUCCCAUUGUCAGUGUGGAUUCGCAGAAGCGAUUGUCCUUUCCGUCUCAAGUAUUUAUUUGGCGUGCAGUUUGGAGGAGACGCCAUUGUGAGGAUUAACAGCUUUCCUUGACGGGGGAAUAAAUAUCUAGUACAUCCAUUUACACACCCUCUCCUAGUAUCCCAGCUUCUUUUUACAUGCUCUUCCUUUAAUUCUUCCUUUCCGCGCUUGAAUUUAUGUGUUUUCUUCUGCCGAGCGGCUCCUGGGCCGAUUCAAAGCUGUCCUGUGUUUCCUUUUGAAAUGCUGCGUGUGCAACAUGAGAGAAAUCGAUGUGCCGUUGGUUUGAUAUGAAACGGAGCACUUUGCUUUGGAAUGUGGGGCUGGGUUAUUAUUUUUUAGUUUGUGGUUUAUUAUUUUUUUGUCAUGCUCCCACAACAUUGCCAUUAUUCAGCUAAUGUUCUGGUUUAAUGUACUGUACUAAGAAUACUCACACUUUUUCUACUACUCAAAACCUUCCCCGACUUUCGCAAAAGUUCCUGAACGAAUCUUCAGUAUUUUCAUAUGUGUCAAGUAUUGCCAGGUUUCUGCAUGGAAGGGGAAGGGCCUGGUGAGCAUGGUUUGGGAGACGUCUGUUUCCAUGCAAGCAGUCUGUCUGUGAGCUUGGUUUAGAGGAUCAGGACGCUCUAUUGUCCUGGGUCAGUGUAUUGCCCAUGAUAGCAGCCAUUAGCUGAAGACAAAGUUUCAUCGCAAUAACCAGGUCUUCCCUUAGCUGAGGCAGACACCUAGUUCCACUUCUAAUCUCCUAAACUCACACAGGAUUAGAAUUUCAGGAUACAGUGGAACCUCGAUUUUAGAAUUUACAGUGGACCUUUGGGUUACAUUACUUUCAGGUAACAUAAUCCUUGGGUUGCGAAUGCGGCAAACCCAGAACUGUAUACUUUCGGGUUUUGCCACACGCACAUGCGCAGAAGCUCUCUACGCACCACGCAUGCACGCAGAAGAGCGCCUCCGCUUACGAAAUUUUCGGGAUACGGCCGGGCUUCCGGAACGGAUCCCGUUCGUAACCGGAGGUACCACUGUAAUCUGUUCCAGAAGACCGUUCGGCUUCUGAAAAGUUUGAAAACCAGGGUUCAAAGGGCUGGCUGCAAAGUCAGUAGAGAAAAAAUGAAAAACGUGGCUUGGAAGCCAUUCAGCUUCUGAAAAUGGUUCAAAAAUCAGAGCAGUUACUUCCAGGUUUUUGACGUACGGGAGCUGAAACGUUCCAAAACGGAGGCGUUUGGAAACCGAGGUUUGACUGUAUGCGGUAUUAAAUAGUACAUUUUUUCUAAAGCCGCAAAAGCGAUGCCCUCAUGUACAUUUUCAUCACUCUGGCCUUUAUUAGCUGGAAGACCAGGAGGAGUACAUAUAAGGGGCAUGACUCCAGCCACCAAACUUUCCUCAGUUCAGGUGAAAUCUGCUGUUAGUUUGGAAAGGAAAACCUUACAUUCUAAUAACAAAAACACGUGACCAAAGAUGCAGACAAUCAGCUCCAGUUUCACUCUUAAGAGUAUCAGACAGCAGCUUCACCAGUUUAUAAGCGGAGAAAGGCCCAUGAUUUAGACGUUGACUUCUGGGGGAAUUGGGACAUGGGACCCUCAUGGUUGACUAAAUAGCAGAGGGGCAGCCAAUGUGUGCCUUCCCCCCCCCCCCCCAGCAUUGUGGGCUACAGGCCCUGACCAUUGGUCAUGCUGGCUGAAGUUGAUGGGACUUGUAGUUUACAACUUCUGGAGGGCACUACUUUGAAUGCUUCCUGGAAAUUGCAUGUUUCCAGUUCGUAAUAGAUCAGAAGACAAUAGGACACCUUCAAAACACCUUAUAUUUAACUGUCAAAAAUUUAAAGCAGUCUCAGAAUCCUCAAAUGCACAGUGGCCAUGCAGAUUUUACUUCUUUCCUAUGCAGAUGUUGAGGAAGCAGCUACUUCACAUGUCACCUCGAUUCCCACAGACUGAUGCAGUCUGUUUCUGUGUUGCGCUCGCAGUUCCCAGGAGAAUAAAAGCUUUCAGGAGUACAAAUUGGGAAGCAAAUGUGCCAUGUUCUCCGGAGGAAGUUCUUAUUAUGAACCUUCCUGCACUGCAUCCCAAGUAGUGCUGUGGGCCUUCCAGAAUUUGUGUGGGGUAAUUUGUACAACAAACAACAACAACAAUUUAUUAUUUAUACCCCACCCAUCUGGCUGGGUUUCCCCAGCCACUCUGGGCGCCUUCCAACAAAAUAUUAAAAUACAAUACUCUAUUAAACAUUAAAAGCUUCCCUAAACAGGGCUGCCUUCAGAUGUCUUCUAAAAGUCUGGUAGUUGUUUUUCUCUUUGACAUCUGGUGGGAGGGCAUUCCACAGAGUGGGUGCCACUACCGAGAAGGCCCUCUGCCUGAUUCCCUGUAACUUGGUUUGUCGCAGGAAGGGAACCGUCAGAAGGCCCUCAGCACUGGACCUCAGUGUCCAGGCAGAACGAUGGGGAUGGAGACGCUCCUUCAGGUAUACCAGAACAUUUUCAUCAAAGUUUUUUUUUUAUUCAGGUGUCAUAGAGAGUGAACCAAUUUUGUAUGCCUUUUUUUUACUUGCAUUUAGUAAGCAAAGCAAAAAAAGAAAAAAAGUAUGCAGUGAUUUUUUGUGUGUGUUUCUCAAUACAGUGGUAUCUCGGGUUAAGUACUUAAUUCGUUCUGGAGGUCUGUUCUUAACCUGAAACUGUUCUUAACCUGAAGCACCACUUUAGUUAAUGGGGCCUCCUGCUACUGAUGCGAUUUCUUUUGUCAACCUGAAGCAAAGUUCUUAACCCGAGGUACUAUUUCUGGGUUAGCGGGGUCUGUAACCUGAAGCAUAUGUAACCCGAGGUACCACUGUAUUGAAAUAUUGGGCAAGGGUGGGGGGAAUUAAAGUUUUAAAUGGCGUGUGGACAUUUUUAUUGGAAUGCAUAUAUAAAUGUAAACACAAUAGCACAUACCUACUUUAUAUUGUUUAAACUUAAGAAGAAAAGCCAAAGGUACUGAAAACUGUUGACAUGCGACUAUAUUCUGCCAUCCCAAAGAACUAUGCAUGAUACAUUUGCUCACUUACUUGCUAGGGAUAAGCACCUGAAAUACAUUUAUAGCAGCUUUGAUACUGUCCAGCUUGCCUAAUGGUAACAACAACAACAACAACAACAACAACAACAACAACAACAACAACAACUAUUAUUUAUGGCUGGGUUUCCCACUCUGAGUGGCUCCCAACAGAAUAUUAAAAACACGAUAGAAGAUCAAACUCUAAAAACUUCCCUAAACAGGGCUGCCUUCAGAUGUCUUCUAAAAGUCAGAUAGUUGUUUAUUUCCUUGACAACUGAUGGGAGGGCAUUCCACAGGGCGGGUGCCACUACCGAGAAGGCCCUCUGCCUGGUUCCCUGUAGCUUCACUUCUUGCAGUGAGGGAAUUGCCAGAAGGCCCCCGGCACUAGAGCUCAGUGUUGAAUGAUGGGGAUGGAGACGCUCCUUCAGGUAUACUGGGCCAAGGCUGUUUAGGCUUUCAAGAUCAGCACCAACACUUUGAAUUGUGCUCGGAAACGCACAAGGAGCCAAUGAAUAUCUAGGGCUGAUGUUAUAUGGUUUUGGUAGCCAUUCCCAGUCACCAGUCUAUUUGCCGCAUUCUGGAUUAUUUGCAAUUGUUGAGUCACCUUCAAAGGUAGCCCCACGUAGAGCGCAUUGCAGUAGUCCAAGUGGGAGAUAACCAGGGCAUGCACCACUCUGGCGAGACAGUCCGUGGGCAGGUAAGAUGGAGCUGAUAUCAGAUGGAGCUGAUAGGCCGCUGCCCUGGACACAGACCUGACCUGUGCCUCCAUGGACAGCUGUGAGUCCAAAAUGACUCCCAGGCUUCACCUGGUCCUUCAGGGGCACAGUUACCCCAUUUAGGACCAGGGAGUCCUCCACACCUGCCUCCCCUCUGUUUUCCCAAAACAGUACUUCUGUCUUGUCAGGAUUCAACCUCAAUCUGUUGGCCACCAUCCAUUCUGAACGGAUCCCAUUCGCAUCCAGAGGUACCACUGUAUAUUAAAUUCUAAAAUGAAUAAAUAUUAUAAUUAUGCUAAUUAAAUUAUUUAUUAAUUUAUAUACACCUUAAAGCAAAAAUAGGCUUUUAACUGGUUUAAAAGUAUAAAAUCAUCAUCAUUAAUAAUAAUAAUAAUCAUUCAAUUUAUUACCUUUCCUUCACCAUCAGAUCCUACAGCCGGGUUACAGCAAUUUAGAAUUCAACAUUAAAACAGUUUAAAAUAAAUUACAGUCACGGUAAUAGGGUGACACGAACAGAUAAAAAUUGCAUAAUACAAAUAGGCAACAAAACAAUCCCAUUUGAAUAUUAAAAGGGAUGUGACUCUUGCUCUGAAAGAGUACCUAUACUCGUGGCUUAGGACUUCUGUCUAUUCUUGAUCAGGCUACUGGCAUUGAGGGGAAAUGGGAAUUUGACCAGCUUGCUCCCUGACCCAGUUUCCGUGCCCUAGGUCUACGCCUAACUUGCCUAAUAGCUAAUGAUGGUUCCUGAGAAUAUUUGGUUCAGCCAUGCCUUUUUUCUAACAUAGCUGGUUAUCAGAGUUGCCAUGUAUAUAAUUCUGUGAUUUUGCAUGCAUCUGUUAACAACAAGGAAAGGACGGGGGUGGGUGAGUGAAGCCAUCCAGUGUACGCUAGAAUCUGAUUGACAGCCCAGCUGGUAGAGAUCAGUAAUUGGAAAUUCAUUGCACAUAAAUCUUCUGUACUUAUCGGGGAGACACCGGAAAGGGGAAGAUCGGAGCAGUGAAGCAUUUAACUCUUUCUGAGCAAUGUGAAGAUUUAAUUUGGCCUUCCACACAUAUCCAGACAUGCCGUACACAUUUUACUUAACCUUCUCUGUCUCUCUCUCAUUGCAUUGUUAACAAAAAAGGGAAGUGGACAGCAACUGGCAUUUUGUGUUACCAUUGCAAAUAUUUAAUGUAGGGCUGGGAAAAUAUUUCACAUUCUUCAGUUCCAGCACCCAGUUUAUAUGAGCCAUGCUUUAGUUGCCAGCCCUCUAAAAGCUGUAGAAUUAUUUCAGAAGUCCUGGGUGCCAUCACCUGGGACAUUUUCAGGCCUGAUGAACAUCUAAUUUUUGAAGGCACAAGAAGAGUUCCUUUGGGACAGGUGAAAGGUGUUUGGCUAAUCUAGCAUCCUUUUGCAACAAGACCAAUCUGAUUCACCAUGAAGCCAUGAAGCACAUCAGAAAAGCAAUAGCCCAAUCCCUUUGUUCCUCCCCAUCAGCUACUACUGAGUGGCACAGACCUACCAUAAGUAGUAGACUUAUUCUCCACAAAUUUGUCUUAACUCAUCUUCAGCGUCGCUCAAGCCAUUGGCCGUCUCCGCAUCCUGUCAUAUACAGCUAGUUCCAUUGGUCAGUUACGUGUUGCGUGAAGUACUUUCAGUUCAUCCAUUUGUGGGUUGCAGAAUUAGCCCUUCAUUCUCAUUUUUACAGGAACGGGGCAAGUGAUGUCAACAACCAACAUGGCUGCCUACAUCAUGUCUACUUCAGUGGCCAAAGAUGGAGAUACAGAACACACCUAUUCUCAAACUCUGCUAUAGAGAUGGAGAACCUGUGUCCCUCCCCAGGUUGCUUGGCUGCAGCUCCCAUAAUCCCUGACCGUGGGCCACACUUGCAAGGGCUUAAUAAUAAUAAUAAUAAUAAUAAUAAUAAUAAUAAUAAAUUAUUUAUACCCCGCCCAUAUGGCUGGGUUUCCCCAGCCACUCUAGGCGGCUUUCAACAAAAUAUUAAAAUACAGUAAUACAUCAAACAUUAAAAGCUGCCCUAAAACAAGGCUGCCUUCAGAUGUCUUCUAAAAGUCUGGUAGUUGUUCUCUUUGACAUCUGGUGGAAGGGUGUUCUACAGGGCGGGUGCCACUACUGAGAAGGCCUUCUGCCUGGUUCCCUGUAACUUGGCUUCUCACAGUGAGGGAACCGCCAGAAGGCCCUCGGAGCUGGACCUCAGUGUCCGGGCAGAACGAUGGGGGUGGAGACAUCCCAUCCUUGCUCAACAGUCAGGUGGUCCUCACCCAUGAACUGCAGUGACCUGAUCUGCUUAUAUAAGAUCAGAUCGUCUCCCAGAGAACCUGGCCUUAGCGAUUAGGUGCUUUGUCGAACAAAACCAACGUCUUAAACGUGACUUGGUAGCUCAUCAGCUCCUUUCCUACUGGUGUAAGGUGGGCACAGCCAGAGGCCCCGCUGAGCAACCCACCUGCUGUUAUUGUGCAUCAGUUGCAGUUCCAGACCACCCUUAGUGACAGCCCUACAUAACAGUUGCACAGUAUUGCAUGCAUCGCAAUAGCCGGGCUGCUGUAUUCAGUUGCACCCUCCUUUUCCUUCUCUGUCCUGCUGUUUGUCUCCCGUUUAUAUCUGCAGGUGUUAGGAAUAUGCUGCUUGCAGCCGAAUCUUGUAACCAGACACAGCAGGUGGCAGAGUAACUCUUUCAUUGCCUGCUAUCCUCUCUGUGUUUAAAAAUACGAAAGGGAAGGGCUGGAGAGAAGCAAAUCCAGUUGCAAGCAGCUGUUUAUUUAUAUAUAUAUAUAUAUAUAUAUAUAUAUAUAUAUAUAUAUAGCGAUGGGUGGCUUCUCCCCUCGAGAUGAUUCAGACUUAAUGCAUAGAAAACGGGGUUAAGCAAUAGAAUGCCCACCAGAAAAUUAAUUGCAUGCUGUUAUUUAUUUUUUCAUUUUAAAAGGUUUGGUCUUUAGGCCUGAUUGUGCAGCUGACACCCAAAUUAUUCUUGUGUGUAUGAUUGCUUCAUGUUGACAGGUUAUCCCAGUUCUUGAAACGGACUUCGUCCUCUUUCUGUCCUGCAAGCAAAAUUUGGCACAAAUGUGCUUUCUGUUAGUUUUUCUUCCUGGUGUCUUUUGCAUGUUGACACACCAUAAGCUUUUGUGUUUCUUGUUUUCUCUUCUUAAAGUUUCUCCGCCUCUGCAAAUGAUUCCCACCUCCUGUAUGAAAUCUUCCGCAACGACGGAUUUGAUAGCUGUUGGCUUAUGUUCAUACAGUGCUCUUUAUGCAAGAUCCCAACAUGGUUUAUUUAUUUAAAAGGUCUUAAGUGUCUGCAGCUUCCUGUAGGUUUGAAGACAGAGAGUGAAGGGGGGGGGGGAGAGAAUGAUAUAAAAAUAUACAGAACCCAAAGCACUUAGCAGAGAGAAGAAACUUGCUUACCCUUCCAGGAAAUAACCAUGAACCUAAUUAAUCAGAAGGCACUCCACUGACAUUUACAACACUUGCGCUUUCUACACAAGGGGCCUCAUUUUGUGGUGACCUCCGUGCUAUGCUGGAGACAUGGGUGACCAGCAGUUACUAGGCCAGAAAUGGCUUCCGGGGCUAUUUAAUCUGGCCACUUGUCGCCCUGACAAAUUUCAAGGUAUGGUAGAAAUUUUGGUUGCAGAAAAAGCUGGAAGGGUGGGACAGCUUCCAGGUUGUAAGAAGUGUUGAUAUUGCACAUUUUAAUGCCCUCCUCUCUGAUUUUGGACGUAACAUGUAAAACAGGUUUUGUAUAUUGGUCAGUAAUAAUUAACAUAAGCAAACCCGUAGUGUUAUGUACUGAGUUGAAUAGGAUCCAAAAUGCAGCAGUCUGAUUGGUCCUAGAACAAUAGGAUUCAGAAUGCAGCAGUCUGAUUGGUCCUAGAACAAUGCAGUAGUAUGAUUGGUCCUCAGGAGCCACCCAAUCCAGCUCCAGGUGGAAGUGAAUCCGCAACCUGAUUGGCCUACAGGAGAAUCCCGGAAUUAGCCAAUCACGUGCGGCCCAUUGUGUAAAUAAUGUAUAUAAAGCAGAUAUUUUGGGGAAACUUUCAUUCCUCACUACUAUGAGCUGAAUAAAGAGCAUGAAAUCCACGCUCGGCUCCGAGUAUAUUUCACGUAGCCCUCCUCACAUUGUUCAGUGGGGCUUACUCUAAGCAAGCGUGUUUGGCAUUGCAGCGCAAUCUUAUGCAUGUUUACUCAUAAGUAAGUCCCACUAUUCUCAAUAGUCCCUAGGAGGUUAAUUUAGGUUUAUAGCCGAGCAGCGCAAUGUCGUGUAUGAUUAUCUCAAAAUAAGUCCUCCUGUGUUCAGGGAAGCUUAGUUCUAAGUAAGUGUGUAUAUGAUUGCAGCCAUAAUUGGAUGGUAGGUUUUCAAAAUGCGAUUCUUAUUUUAAUGCUUGAAAAAAACUGUGAUUAUUGUAUUUGAAAGAGUUUUCCCCUCCUGUGCGUUGGAGCAGGGAGAAGGCCUAUUCCGAUUCAUAUAUAAUGUUAUGCAUAGGCACCUUUGUUCCAUAACUUGGAAACAGUGGAAACAGUGCCUGCUGGAUGGCAACAACUGUGUUAAUGGAGUCUAUUUGCGAGGAGAUCAGAUGGUGUGCAGAAAUAUACUUCUGACUCCCAAAUCACAAUCUUGUGAGCGGAGUGUCCCAGAAGAUAACAGAAGCUUGCUUUCUAACGUAUAGCAGCAUGGUGUGAGAUUUGCCCAGAUCAGCUCAAGAGAUGCCCAGCAGUUGCAUUCACCACAGUUACUUGAGUGUUACAUGCUCGGUGUGUGUAGCGCAUGGACAGUGAAGGAUAUGCGCCUGUCAUUUUCACUUGGUGUGUCUGACUGCGAUCGCUGGUGUGCAUUCACUAAACACAAUUGCCUUGCAAACAAAGGUUCCCUUUUGCAGAGUUUCUAGGAUUGAUUCAGUCAUAAACAGAAUGUGGUGUGGUUCACAUUACAGCUGAGGAUUGCAUAGUGGGAUGCUAAAGAAAUUUAAAUUUGAACCAUUUUGGGGAACCUUCAGGUGGAAAAGGAAGAGGUGUGGUUUAAAAAACCAGACAGAAAAAUAAAAUUCUUUCCCAUGUGCAGUGUAUCCCUUGCAGACAGAAAACUACCAUACUGGAGAGAAGACGUUUAGCAGUACAGUGGUACCUCGGGUUAAGGACUUAAUUCAUUCCAGAGGUCUGUUCUUAACCUGAAACUGUUCUUAACCUGAAGCACCACUUUAGCUAAUGGGCCUCCUGCUCCUGCCACGCCGCCGGAGCACAAUUUCUGUUCUCAUCCUGAAGCAAAGUUCUUAACCCGAGAUACUAUUUCUGGGUUAGCAGAGUCUGUAACCUGAAGAGUAUGUAACCUGAAGCAUAUGUAACCCGAGGUACCACUGUAAAGUGGUACCUUGCUUUGCGAACAGUCUGGUUUGCAUACAUUUUGGAUUACAAACAUGUCAAACCCGGAAGUGCGUGUCCUGCUUUGCAAACUUUUUUUGGAUUACAACCCCCUUUUUGGAUUAUGAACAAAUUUUUUUUGGCCCCAUUGGCGAAAGCACGCCUUGGAUUACAACCUGUUUUGGUUUAUAAACAGACCUCUGGAAUGGAUUAUGGUUGUAAACCAAGGUACCACUGCCGUUGGAACUGGAUGCAAGGGGGAGUUCUGUCAAGUGGGGCUUGUUGAUUUUCCUCGCCUCCCCCAGGAGGCCUUGUUGCAGAAGUAGGGUGAGAAAAUUCAACAGUGCCUUUUCUGAAAAGCGAGAUGCCUUCAGCCCGAGGCCUCUGAGGAAAAGAGCAGUGCCCCUUUCUGAAGCUCCGUCCAAGUCACGUUACGCCGACAACGUGUCAGACUGCACAAAUCAUUAUGUUUGCUUUAAUACUGUUUGGGGAAGGAGCAACACUCCUACAGUAUGUGAGUCAUUCCUUCUCCCUAACGUUUUUCUUUUUCUUUUUUCUGUACUCAUCCGGAAGUCUCCAUUCUACCAAGCCAUUAAUGAGCACCUAAUAAAAGUCGCCGUUGGAAAGAUUUGUCAAAGCAACAAAAGCUCCUUACCAAAAAGGGAAAGCACAAUUAGUGUUUACUGCUUCAGGGAUUCUGGCCUGCCCCCCUUUUCCAAGGGAAGCGAUAUUAAAAAAAAAUAAAUGCCACUGCUCAAAAUAAAUGGCAGAAAGUUGUAAUUUGUGCACACGCUCCCAAUGCACCUUUGACCCAAAUAACAAAUGUUGUAGAUUAAGGGGGGAAGGCAAGAGAAGAUACAAAUUGUCUUAACAUCGUGUAGCAAUUAAUCCAAUUUAUUAGAAACUGGCAACAACGCCAAUUGUCUUAGCAAUUGCCUCACAAUUUAACCACUACUGUACUUUAAGGCUUUAGGCAAUGGCGGCUCAGCCUUGUAGUUCUGAUAUCAUUUUGAAGAUUUGAAAGAUAGAGGUGUCCGUGUGGGUGGGUGGGAGAUUUUGGUUUUAAUCUUCUCCUCUAAAUCUUGUUGAAGCCAGAGGAGCCACAAAGUUUAGCACCUGAAUAUCAAAAGAAAGGAGGUGGGCUUCUUCUUCUUUGGUGAUCACUCGUAGCCAAGUAAGAUUGUCUUCCAUGAGCGAAGUCUUAACAGUGAGUCCAUAAGUGAUUGUGGAGGCCAAUUCUGGAUCCACACGACCUUCCACAGUGGGGAGAUAGGUUUCCAGGCGGGAGCUGAUCAUGGUGAGGGUUUGCCAAGCGUGCCUUCCUCUUAGCACGUUUCUCCCUUGCAUCCUGAGUUCAAGUGACACCUUGGGUAAAGGCUGUUCUCCAGUUGGAGCACUCGCAGGCCAGUGUUUCCCAGUUGCUGAUGUUUAUACUACAUUUUUAAAGGUUUGCCUUGAGAGAGUCUUUAAAUCUCUUUUCUUGACCACCAGCAUUACGCUUUCUGUUUCUAAGUUCAGAAUAGAGUAGUUGCUUUGGAAGACGAUAACCAGGCAUCCGCACAACAUGACCAGUCCAACGAAGUUGAUGUUGAAGAAUCAUUGCUUCAACACUGGUGAUUUUUGCUUCUUCCAGUACACUGGCAUUAGUUUGCCUGUCUUCCUAAGUGAUGUGUAAAAAUUUUCAGAGACACCAUUGAUGGAAUCUUUCAAGGAGCUGGAGAUGGCGUUUAUAAGUGGUCCAUGUUUCACAAGCGUACAGUAAAGUUGGUAGCGCAAUAGCUUUGUAAACAAGCAUUUUUGUUACCCUGCAUAUGUCCCGGUCCUCAAACACUCUGCCCUUCAAUUAGGAGAAAGGAGGUGGUAGGAGAUCUUAUGCAAAAUGAACCUCAGUAAGCUUUGAUGCUUCAAAGCAGGGGCAGUGGAACAUGCAUGUUGAUCUGGCCUUUGUAGUACAGAACACAAGUGCCAUGCCUGUGAACAUUUUAAACAGCCUCAUUUGCAAAGCACUCAUCUUGGGGUUCAAGGGACUGGCUUAUCCACGCUUUAUCAGUCCCACCCUCUGGCUAAUAGAGAGUUUGGGUCAUUUGCUUCAUCACCACAUAACCCCUCCUUGUAGUAUUAUAUGGCAUAAACAGAAUGCUCAAAGAACACAAUUACCCAUUUUGCACAGUUUGAGCCUUGAGGUGGUUGGAUAGAUAAUUACGAUUUAUGACUGCCCAAUAAACCCCCACUGAAUUUCAGCUGAGUAGUCAUUCUGGCUCUAUUAUGUUGCCAGCGUUGGAGAUAAAGGCCAAUUUCCUAUUUGGAAGUUCAGUUCCAUUGCCCGGCAACAGAAAAUCUGACAGACGGGUACUAAAUUGCAGGGUGACCUCGUCCAGCACCACCAUUUCCAGCACAAUAAUGGCAGUCCAUGAGCUGGCCGUAAAGGCUAUCUCCCUCUUCCUUUUGUCCUAGCAACUGCUAUGCAGAGGUUUACCACCUGUAAACAUUUAUUCGUUUAUACCUCGUCUUUCUCCGAAGUUGGGGUUCAAGACGGCUUGCAAUAUUUAAUAACGCCAUUCUGAAACAAAAAAGUGAUAAAAGCGAAUCAUUUUUAAAAUAAUAGUCAAAAUGCAUGAAAACACAUUUGGAACUAGCAAUUUUAAAAAGCCCAGUUUGACCGUUGGUCAGCUUCUUCUGCAUCUUCGGUUUUCAAAUAGGAAGGCCUUAGCCCGCUUGCGGAAGGAUAACGGAGAGGGUAAAGGUAAAGGGACCCCUGACCAUUAGGUCCAGUCGUGACCAACUCUGGGGUUGCGGCGCUCAUCUCGCUUUACUGGCCGAGGGAGCCGGCGUACAGCAUCCGGGUCAUGUGGCCAGCAUGACUAAGCCGCUUCUGGAGAACCAGAGUAGCACACGGAAACGCCGUUUACCUUCCCGCUGGAGUGGUACCUAUUUAUCUACUUGCACUUUGACGUGCUUUCGAACUGCUAGGUUGGCAGGAGCAGGGACCAAGCAACGGGAGCUCACCCCAUCACAGGGAUUCGAACCGCCGACCUUCUGAUCGGCAAGUCCUAGGCUCUGUGGUUUAACCCACAGUGCCACCCGCGUGGAGAGGGAGUCCAUAUUAACUCUCUUGGGAGGGGAUUCCACAGUCUGGGAGCAGCCACAGAGAAGGCUCUGUAGUUUGUCCCCACCAAUUGUGCCGCUGAUGUUGAUCAGGCUGGAAGAAGGAGCUCACCUGAGGAACUUGGCACCCUUGCAGGUCUGUAAACGUAGAGCAAACCUUCAUGUCUGUUAACCAUGGACAGAUCUGUACUCCAUUUCUGCACCCGGUUAUGUGGGUUCUGUUUCAUGUCAGUGCAAGUCUCAGCUCCAUCCUUAUGAGCGCUGAACAAUUCACAGUGAUUAAUACUAAUUUUAUGUUUACUUAUUCGCGAAACUAAGUCACGCCAUUCCUUCUAAAGGAGCACAGGGCAGCAAAGACUUUCGUGAUAAGAAGUACAACUAAGAGCAAAAUAAAAACCUAUUUUAACCGCAUAUAAACAUCGAGAAACAAUAGGACGCGUUUGAAACAAAUUUAAGGACAGAUGUAACCAGAUAUUAAGUGAAAUUCAAAAAUGCCCCAUGCUCAUUACUAGUUUAGUUCAGGACUACAUAGGAAGCUGGCUUAUACUGAGACAGACCAUUUGUUCAUCUAGUUCAAUACUGUCUACACUGACUGGCAGCUGCAUUCAGGUUUUCAGACUGGGAGUAUUCCCAGCCCUAGCUGAGCCGCCAGAAAUUGAGCAUGGAGCUUUCUGCAAGUUUAGGAGAUGCUCUGUUGUUGAACCACAUCCCUUCACUGCAACACCUAUCUAGAGUAUCAUCUACUAUGGAUGGUCUACUAUGGAUACUACCAUGGUCCUUGGAGGGCUUUCGGUGGGAAGGAACCGCCAACUGAAGUGAGCUAUGUUUAAUUCACAGCACUUGCUAAGUUUAAGUCAGCCUGAAAAUGAUGUGCAGGCCUCCGGAUUGUGAUCGAUAGCCUUUCUGUUUUUGCUCAUUUCAUCAGCAAACAAAUAAAGCUCUUGAAGGAGCGUCUGUACCCCCAUCGUUCUGCCCAGACACUGAGGUCCAGUGCUGAGGGCCUUCUGUUGGUUCCCUCACUGCAAGAAGUGAGGUUACAGGAAACCAGGCAGAGGGCCUUCUUGGUGGUGGCACCCUCCCUGUGGAACGCCCUCCCAUCAGAUGUCAAAGAAAUAAACAACUAUCUGACUUUUAGAAGACAUUUGAAGGCAGCCCUGUUUAGGGAAGCUUUUAAUAUUUGAUGAAUUAUUGUAUUUUAAUCUUUUACUGGAAGCAGCCCAGGGCGAGGUAUGAAUAAUAAAUUAUUAUUACAGUCAUACCUCAUGUUACGUUUGCUUCAGGCUGCACGUUUUCAGGUUGUGUCCUGCGGCGACCCGGAAGUACCGGAAAGGGCCCAAGGUGGUUGUCACCAAUGGAAGCAAAGGCUCAGAAAAAGCUCAAUAUGGAGGCCAAAUGGCCGAAAUAUUGGGAAAUUUUGGAACAAGAAGGAGACAAAUUGAAAUUGCAGAGUUUUGAGAAAUUAAAAGAUUAAGUGCGAGACUGGCUUCAUUAUUAUCAGAUAAUGGAGGCAUAUAAUUUGGAUAAGAAAAUUGGCUUCCAGGUGGAAAAAUCAAAACUAGAAACAGAACUGUUAGAACCCAAAACUAAGAUUUUGUCAAAGAUGUAUAACUUGCUGUUGAAAUGGAAUACUCAGGAUGAAACGGUGAAAUCUGCUAUGAUUAAAUGGGCACAAGAUGUUGGACAUAAUAUUAUGUUUGCUGACUGGGAACAGUUGUGGAUUACAGGUAUGAAAUUUACGGCAUGUAAUGCCCUAAGAGAGAAUAUUAUGAAAAUGAUAUACAGGUGGUACAUGACACCAGUCAAGCUUGCAAAAAUCUAUCAUUUGCCCGAUAAUAAAUGUUGGAAAUGUAAAGAAACUGAAGGUACAUUCUUUCACCUUUGGUGGAUGUGCCCAAGGAUUAAGGCUUUCUGGGAGAUGAUCUAUAAUGAAUUGAAAAAGGUAUUUAAAUAUACCUUUCUGAAGAAACCAGAGGCCUUCCUGCUGGGCAUAGUCGGCCAAUUGGUGCCAAAGAAGGAUAGAACUUUCUUUAUGUAUGCCACAACAGCAGCAAGAAUACUUAUUGCAAAGUAUUGGAAGACACAAGACCUACCCACUCUGGAAGAAUGGCAGAUGAAGGUGAUGGACUACAUGGAAUUGGCGGAAAUGACUGGCAGAAUCCGAGACCAGGGAGAAGAGUUGGUGGAAGAAGAUUGGAAGAAAUUUAAAGACUACCUACAGAAAUAUUGCAAAAUUAAUGAAUGUUAGAAUGAUGUCAGAAUGAAGCCAAGUGGUUUAAGCAGCAAUGUUAUAAAGGUGUAUGUAAAAAUGGAAUGUUAACAGGUGAGAAUCCAAAGUUAUAAUAUAUUAUGUUAAAGGACUAAGAUAAAAACAAAGAGGGAAAGAAAUUGCUGAAUUAACUAACUGAAUUGGAAUACAAAAAAGGGAGGUGUGAGGAGGUCAGGGAAACAAGGAAAUGAAUGUAAGGUAUGGAAAGACUGAUGUGUUUUUUUAAGUGUUUUUUAUCUUUUUUCUGUAUUUUGUAUUUUUUUCUUUUAUUUUUACUUUUGUCUUUUUUUUUUCUUUCCUUUUAAUUCAUGUAAUUCUUUUCUUUGAAACCUUAAUAAAUAUCAUUUAAAAAAAAGGAAGUACCGGAAAGGGUUACUUCUGGGUUUUGCCGCUCGUGCAUGCGCAGACGUGCAAAAUGAUGUCAUGCGCAGAAGCGACGAAUCGUGACCCGUGCGUGUGCAGGCGCGGAUUGUGUUCUUUUCAGAUUGUGAACGGGCCUCUGGAACGGAUUCCGUUCGCAACCAGAGGUACCCCUGUAUUAUUAUUAUUAUUAUUAUUAUUAUUAUUAUCAUGAUCAUGGUACCCCCAACUCCAUGCCCAGUGGAGCUGUGUUUGGCUUAGUGGGCUACAUGUUUGGCUAUUGGAUGCAAAAUGCAAAACUAAUGAAACAGAACAACUUCUGCUGUCAAAUUCAGGCCACUGGUGACAGUUCAUAACCUUUUCAUUUUGUUCUGUUUUCUUCCCUGGCUUAGUAUCAUCACCCCAAAAAUAAUUUAAACAUAGGCUGUUAAUAUUCAUUAAUUUAACUCUUCAUUGGCUUCAGCAGCACCCUUGCAUUAAUGACCCUUCCAGAAGCAUUUUAAAUUGACCUUAUUCGUAUGGAAAUGCGAUCUCCCAUUAAUCCAAGAGGACAGAAUAGAGUCUACUGUAAACCCAGCUGUUCUGCCAAUAUAUUUGCUGAACCUUUCUCAUUGUUGACGGCAGAAACACACCCGAAACCACCCACCCACCCGUGCCGUCUCUUACAAAGGUAGCAGGAGCUGAUAGCAAAAAGUGGUAUUUUUGUGAAAGUUAACCGCAGGGGGUUGCCUUUUUUUCCUGGUUGUUUCGCGGGAGUGAUCUGAAGGCAGCGAUUGGUUUUCUCCUUCUUGAUCCCAGUUUUCCUUUCAUUUUUGUAAGAUUAAAGGAGGGUGGGGGAUUAAAUAUCUGUAAAGGAUAAGUUCGUUAAAUUGAGAGUUUUGAGCAAACAGAUCACACUAGCAACCAACACCUGUGCUAUUUUUGAUAGCUAUUUGCCAUGCAAUCUGUUGUGGCAUGUUCUUGAGUUGUAUAAAAAGAAAAGGCACAGUUGGUUGUUGACCUGUGUUGUAGGCUCAGCUUUCUCCCAGAUUUUCAGUUUGCAUGACAGAUGUACAUCUUGGCAAACUGAACGCUGGUUUAACCGUCAAUUUCACCCUUCCUGCCAUGCUUUACAUGGGCUACCUGCUUUCCCCCCCCCUUGCUUUUAAAAAAAUAUAUAUAUCAAAUUUUAAAGCAUCAGUUAUAUGGAACCUUGUUCAUAUUUUGUAGAUUUACAUAUCCUGCUUUUCAGCUCACAUUCUCAAAGCCGCUUGCAAGAUUUGCAGAAUGCUUGGGCGCUAUAAGAAUUAGUAUUGUGCUAAAAAUGCAUUUGCUUACCAACGGUUUCCCAUCAGUUAACGUGACGACACACUGGGAAAUUAUCAAGAGAAGAGGAUACUUUGGGGAAAGGUGCAGGACUUUGUUGACUUUCAAGGGGGCUGAGGGAUUUGGUGAACGUCUUUUCAUUCUACAAAUCACACCUUAGGUCUGAUUGGAAUGUGGUCAGAAGUUUAGGGAUCUCCCACCUAGGAUUUGCCAUAAUAUCUGAAAUUUCAUUGUUUAUCACAAGCUAUCAGGCCAGUGCUAUUUAGAAGGUUGAUUUGGGAGACUUCCAGUUAUAUGCAGUCCACAUCUUUGCUGCCAGUUUGAAUUACUUAAUAAGGUCUUUGGGCAGGAGUCCAGGGUCAUUAGGUUCAGGUUUUAUUUAUUGAAACCACUCUUUAAUUAGAUAUAUCAAGGUGGCAUACAACAUUCAGAAUACAAUAAAAUCAUUCAUAGUAUCCAUGAAAGGGCAAUUGAAAACCGUCAAUAAAACAUCAGUAGAUACUGGUUGGUGAAAAAAUGGAACUUCCUAUUGUGUCCUAUUGUGUCUAAAAAAAGGCAUUUUUCAGGAGACAUCUAACUGAGGGUAAGGCUGGUUCCUGACAAACCUCUACUUGUAGGGAGCUCAAUGGGGCAGGGCCAGUGUGGUGUAGUGGUUAAGAGCGGUAGUCUCGUAAUCUGGGGAACCGGGUUCGCGUCUCCGCUCCUCCACAUGCAGCUGCUGGGUGACCUUGGGCCAGUCACACUUCUCUGAAGUCUCUCAGCCCCACUCACCUCACAGAGUGUUUGUUGUGGGGGAGGAAGGGAAAGGAGAUUGUUAGCCGCUUUGAGACUCCUUAAAGGGAGUGAAAGCCGGGAUAUCAAAUCCAAACUCCUCCUCUUCUUCUUCUUCUUCUUCUUCUUCUUCUUCUUCUUCACUAAAUCCUGGUCCCCAGUGAAGGCCAUCCGAACCUUAGGGUCAUGCAAAACCAUCAGAAGUGCCCCAUCAGAAGAUCUUGGUGAUCGAGGUGGAGUAAUGAAGCAGCAGCAUAGAUUCAGGUGUUACCUAUGGUCUGGUGUGAAGAAAACCCUCGUAGUCACUAAGAGAUAGGUGGUUGUUUUUGUUAUAAUAACAUAUUUAUUUUUAUUCUGCAUUUUCCCCACUCAAGGCAACUUGCGGAUAGAAACAGGGACUACUAAAAACAUGGAAACACGUUCCUCAGCCUCAAACCUUUGGACAUCCCCACCAAAUGAAUAUUAGUAUUUUCUUAAAUGAAUUGCAGGAUUGUUUCGCAUGUUGUCUUGUCCCCCUCCAUCUUGAGAUCAGUUUGAUGCAACGUGGGUUACAAAUAUGUUUUUAAGAAACCAAUAUGAUUGAAAUAUGAUUUAAGAUCUUCCUUGCAGGCCUUAUCCAGCCUCUUCACUGUCUGAAAUACAGUAAGCAGUUGCCCAUAGUAAAUUUAGCAGUACCAUUGGGGGUGCAGGAGCAGUUCCAUUCAAAAUACAUUUAAAGCCCAAUGAAAUUCACAGUUUCCGAAGCAAGUCUGCGACCCCCCCCCCCAACCCCCCCCAGCGAUGCUUUGAAAUUUGCGCUUAUCCAAAUUUUUCAACAUAGUGCUCCAAUCAGUGUUUACAAAAAUGCGUAACAGGCAGGGUGUCUAAAAACGAAACAUACUGAUUGUUAAACAACUCUGGGAAUCAUAGCCGGGAGGUUGAACAGGGGUCUCCUAACAAUUCCCAGUACAGUGGUACCUCGGGUUACAUACGCUUCAGGUUACAUUCGCUUCAGGUUACAGACUCCACUAACCCAGAAAUAUUACCUCGGGUUAAGAACGUUGCUUCAGGAUGAGAACAAAAGUCGUGUUCCGGCCGCGCGGCGGCAGUGAGAAACCCCAUUAGCUAAAGUGGUGCUUCAGGUUAAGAACAGUUUCAGGUUAAGUACGGACCUCUGGAACAAAUUAAGUACUUAACCCGAGGUACCACUGUACCUUAAACAAACUACAAAGAAUUGUUUUUGGGGGGGUGAGUCACAAGUGUUUAAAGCGGAAUGUAUGGUGCGGCCGGGGUCUAUAAACGUGGUGGCCGUGACUGCAGCAAUAUUGCGGGUUUGGGGAGUACUGCAGCCUUGUAAAUGGCAGUGUCCACACAUCUAAUCCCCACGUGGAGGUGCAUUCUAGCAGAUGGCGUGCACUGAUCCUGGCCACCCGUCCUUAGACGUUUGCACGGGGGGGGGGAGGAGCUGCUGUAAAAGUGAAGCACCCCCCCGGUUGUCUAUUCCGUCUCUGCCGAAGCCACUAACUUAUAUAAUGGGCAGCCAGUGUGUUCUGUGGCAUGCUUAAAGGCCAGCUAUUAUGAUCACACAGCCAUUCACUGACCACCACCAUCCUCUUUUCUGUUGACUCAUCAUUCCUCUCCCCACCCCCACCUCGAAGAAGUGCCAGCCUUUAGGAACCGCAGAUUCUCUCUCUCGAACUGACCCCCCCCUCCCCACCGCUUUCCGUGAUAUCCAGGGCUUCUAAAGCACAGCUUAUUUUUAAAUCAAUCGUAGGCUGCGCAGCUAGCAAAGCAGAGUGUUAAUUGGGUCCAGUGGAAUUCUCAUUCCCAUGGGGGCUCCUCGAAAAAGAGAGCUUCACCGAGGGGGGGGGGAGGGAGGAGAGGAAAUAUAUGCAAGCCAGCUCCGUCAGCCGCAAGCAGAGAAGGCUUCUAUGUGCGAUAUUGCAACAAUCGGGUUUUUUUUUAAAUAAGUGACUCUUUUCCCACACCCGUUGUAUUCAGUUUAUGAUGUAGGGAGAGGGGGGGGGCUGUUAGUUUAUUCAGAUGCAAUCUGCCUUUAAGGAAGAACAGGGGUAAAGGGGGGGGGCAGGGAAUCUCCCUAAUCUGUAUUAUAGCCCCUUUGCAAGCUCCCUCCUUUGCAAACUCCAGAGUGCAAUUUGCCAUGCCUGUCCUUGUCAGCAUUGUUCUGGUACUAAUUCCAUAUGUAUGUCACAUAGGAGCUCUGCGCGCUCGUCGUCUCCCCCCCCCACCGAUUCGCUCCCCUUCCCACCGUCCAUCUAUUGCUUCCCCUCCCCCAACUCCUAAAGGCAGAUUCCCCCUCCCCAUCCUUACCCCUUCCCCUCCGAGGAAACGUGGUAGCAGGGAAAUUCAAACUUUAAACAGGCUACAUAUAGCCUGAGUACCCGGUGAAGAUGAGUGUAGCUUAGUGCUUACUCGGUUCCCCCCAUUCCUCCCCCCCCUGAGUUGUUGUCCCCCCCAAAAAACAAACCCCUCCACCCUCCGCGCUCUCCCUCUCUCCCUCUCUCUCUAUUUAUAACACAAAGCUUUUGAAAGAAAACUAAGACUGGGCCCCGUUCUCUCUCUGCUUUCGCUUGUUACCGUGGCAGCGUGUGCAUCUCAGUGCCGGAGAAUGAGGCAAGCUGGCAGCGGUUUUUGCUUCUGCCCCUUGCGCUUGGGAUUACGGGAGAGGAGCCCUCAGAGGGACGUUCGCAGCAAGGAUGCCCUACCGAGUUUGUUAUGUGCUACUUAUUCCGGUUAAAAGGUGAGAGCUUCUCUAUAAGUGGGUUGCUUGUUUGUUUUGGAUCCCUUUUCUGGUAAAAAUCUGUGUGCAUUGUUCAGUUGCGAGAGCUUGCUGUUCAUUAGCUUGUGGGAGCGAGUGAGGGAGAGAGAAAGAAAGGAAGGAAGGAAGGAAGGAAAGAAAGAAAGAAAGAAAGAAAGAGUGUAAAAGUGGAGUUUUGCAUCUUGCAAAUAGUAUAUCCUUCCAACCUCCGAAGAGUGCUUGGUCCGUAAGAAUUUUCCCCGGUGUCACAAGUGUUUUCCGCUAGUAAAAAAACAUGGUGAAAUGAAUCGCGAGUGCAGAAAUAGUGCUUCGUUUCCUUGUUAUUCCCAUGGUAUUCUGCCAUGUGGGGUUGCCUGCGCGACAUGCAAGACCUGAGAGAGAGAGAGGAAGAGAGAUUCACAGAGAAGGGGCAGAUGUGUAUAUUAUUGACACUUGGUGGGUGGAAAAAGAAGAAGUAAGAAGCUAUAAGCAAUGUGGAUGCUUUUCAUCCCUUUUAUGGUGAAGUUUGAUGUCCUCAACACUUCUCCUCAGGUAAGGGGAUCUUAGCUCUGCAUAUCCAAAGUUUAAGGAUUGCCCGUUUGAGUGAACAGCCCUUGCUGUGGCAAGUUGUUCCGUUCGUCUCCUGUUGCCCCUCUCGGUCAACGCUUCUCAAAGCCCGUGACCCCCUUUGGUGCAUGGGGGAUACCUUCUUAACAGAUAGGUUUUGUACCUGGGUUGCAAAAAUACACACACGCCUGGGCUGUGUUGGGAAAUACGCUGUGUGUGUGUGUGUGUGUGUGUGUGUGUGUGUUUUGCAGGGCUUGCGCCUUUAAGAGGAAGUCUUCCCCCAAACACACCGCACCAUUCAUGCGGAAGAGACGCAGGAGACACAAAGAUCUACGCUGCAAACGCUUCGGUCCUGGAGUUCAGUCUGUGUUAUUUUGUACCCGGGUAUCAAUACAGAGCUACAAAACUAUCUCUUAUGAGGCAUCCCUGAUGGCCAGAUGGUUUUCCCAUGACGUUGCCCUUUGCAACCUUCCUGUCUUUAAUGUCAUUUUGAAACAAACUUAACUAGCUAACUGACAUUCACACAGCACAUUUAAACUACAUGGCUUCCCCCUCCAAAAGAUUCCAGGGAACUGCAGUUUUCUACCCACAGAGCUACAGUUCCCAGCACCCUUAACAAACUUCAGUUCCUAGGGUUCUCUAAGGGACGCCAUGUGCUUUAAAUGUAUAGUAUGGAUGUGACUAGGGACGCAGGUGGCGCUGUGGGUUAAACCACAGAGCCUAGGACUUGCUGAUCAGAAGGUCGGCGGUUCGAAUCCCUGUGACGGGGUGAGCUCCCGUUGCUUGGUCUCUGCUCCUGCCAACCUAGCAGUUCAAAAGCACGUCAAAGUGCAUGUAGAUAAAUAGGUACCGCUCCGGCGGGAAGGUAAACGGCGUUUCCGUGCGCUGCUCUGGUUCGCCAGAAGCGGCUUAGUCAUGCUGGCCACAUGACCUGGAAGCUGUACGCCGGCUCCCUCGGCCAAUAAAGCGAGAUGAGCGCCGCAGAGUCGGUCACGACUGGACCUAAUGGUCAGGGGUUCCUUUACCUUUACUAUGGAUGUGACUAAAGUGUAGGAAGACUGGUCCAGAGGUGAGUGGUAAAAGGACUUCUUGCUGCCCAUAGUUUGGGGUGGGGAGGAUUUUUACCUGGAAAACUUCAGGAUCAGAGAGGCUUGACUCUCCUGAGUCUUUUCCUGCAGAUUGCAUUGCAGCUUCCACGUUGCAAUGAAAGAAUUUGGGCACGAAAACAACAACAACACGGUGAUAAGAGUUGCGUACAUGACUUUGACCCUCAGCCUUCCCUACCUCACUAGGUUGCUGGGUGGAGAAAACCCAUAAAAGCUCAUGUAGAUCCUUCUGAGUUCUUUGGAGGAUGAAAGCAAAUGUGGAAACGGAUGGAGGAAAUAAAUCCACAAAAAAAGUUAGUAGUGCACAAAUUGCUGCCAACAUAAACCCGUGUGAGUAAUUUCUGGCACGCUGAUUGCUUGGAAGAAGUAAAAAAUAAACUCCAUAAGCCAAUCCAAUUCUCUUCCAAUUUUACAAGUGUGUUUUCCCCCCGUUUCCUUUUCCCCACUUGCCUGAUCUUCUGGAGUUGAUUCUUCCUUGCCAGAGGCAUCCAGGACAGUGCAUAUUUACAAGCCCAUCUUUAAUGCUUAUAGACUUUAUAGGUUUUCCCGACAUUCGGCUUUGAUGUUGAUACUUGCCCGGAGCUCUUGUGGCAAGGUGGCUGCAAUUCCAAACAGAAUAAAGGCAUAGUGGGUCCCGUCCCCAGGGUCUGCAUCAGCUCAGCGUUUAUUCUACAUUGUGCAUCCCUGGUUGAGAGACUUCUUUGGCGGCAAAGCGCUGGACCGUGUGUGGGAGAAGUCAUUGUGUAGUUGUCCCUCGUUCAUAACAGCUAAUUAAGGCUUUGUGUAAAGUAGCACAUCCAGGGUUGUGUGUAAAAUACAUUCGUUUUUAAGGAAGUAAUAUAGGCCACAACAAUCGAAGGUGUAUUUUGCAGCUUCCCCUCCAGUAUCAGACGAAAAAGGGGGAAAGGUGUUUUAUCUGCUACAGCAGGCGAGCUGGGUGGUGGAAAGGGCAGAAUAAAUCUCUUUAUGCUAAACCAGACAUUCACAGAUAUUCAUUUGGUCCUGCAUUGUCAUGGCGCUCACUUAGGAGAAAUCUCACAAGGUUUGCAACCUUCUUGCCCUUUCCUGCGCACUCAUUCUUCGCUCGUUCAAGAGGGAACUUCAUGGUGGGGACCAGAAACUAAAGGGUGGGUGGAUCAGACACCCCCACACUCAAGUUCAUUGAAUUUGCGGGAGGUGUUGCUGUGUGUCGGUGGGGAGGAUGACACACACACUUUGUGUCUGCCAACACAUGAGCAUGCACCAAGAUGUUGCCUCCCAAAUUUGCUAACGUUGGGUGCUGGACUGCUAGGCACGCAGGAAGGGUUGAAGUUCAGUGGUUGAGCAGCAGGGUUGGCGAUACCUGGUUUUCAACGUGGUGAUAUAUCACCAGCUAAACAUCGCAAUAUACUCAUAUAUCAUAGAAUUGUAGAGUUGUAGAGUUGGAAGGGAUCCUGAGGAUUAUUUAGUAGUAUAGCCCCUUGCACUGGGACGCAGGUGGCGCUGAGGGUUAAACCACAGAGCCUCUUGAGCUUGCCGAUCAGAAGGUGGGCGGUUCGAAUCCCUGUGACGGGGUGAGCUCCUGUUGCUCGGUCCCUGCUCCUGCCCACCUAGCAGUUCGAAAGCACAAAGUGCAAGUAGAUAAAUAGGUACCGCUCUGGUGGGAAGGUAAACGGCGUUUCCGUGCACUGCUCUGGUUCGCCAGAAGCAGCUUACUCAUGCUGGCCACAUGACCCGGAAGCUGUAUGCCAGCUCCCUCGGCCAAUAAAACGAGAUGAGCGCCGCAACCCCAGAGUUGUCUGCGACUGGACCUAAUGGUCAGGGGUCCCUUUAUCUUUUACAGCCCCUUGCAAUGCAGAAAUAUACAACUGUUCAUUUUUGGGAAUCAAACAUCAUGAUGUUUGAAAUAAGGAUGGAGCUAUGUAGAGGCAUUGGCUGGCACCACAGUUUUCCCCACAUUGUGAUUUUUGCAUAGCACACACAUAUUGACAUAUUGCCAGGUCAGAAAUUAUGAAACCAAUAUCACAAGAUGGACUUCAAAUUGGUUCUGGAUAAUAUAUCAAUAUAUCACCCAGCCCUAUCAAGCCCUAUCAAGCACAGUAUACCUGAAGGAGCGUCUCCACCCCUAUCGUUCUGCCCGGACACUGAGGUCCAGUGCCGAGGGCCUUCUGGCGGUUCCCUCACUGCGAGAAGCCAAGUUACAAGGAACCAGGCAGAGGGCCUUCUCGGUAGUGGCACCCGCCCUGUGGAAUGCCCUCCCACCAGGUCUCAAAGAGAAAAACAACUACCAGACUUUUAGAAGACAUCUGAAGGCAGUCCUGUUUAGGGAAGCUUUUAAUGUUUAACAGACCACUGUAUUUUAAUACUUUGUUGGAAGCCGCCCAGAGUGGCUGGGGAAACCCAGCCAGAUGGGUGGGGUAUAAAUAAUAGAUUUAUUAUUAUUAUUAUUAUUAUUAUUAUUAUUAUCCUUUGCAUGUCUGAGUUCCCAGGUUCAGUCUUCCUGGUUUAGCUGGGAGAGAUACUUGGGAGCUGCUGCCAGUCAGUGUAGACAUUAUUGCCCUGGAUGAACCAAUGCUCUGACUUGGUGUGAGGAAGCUUCCUCUGUUCUUCAGUUUUGCUGAAUUUUGCCCAAACACUUUGAGAAGUGUUGUUCUUUUGGAACAUGCAUAUGACCACAUCCGAAAUGCACAUCUGAACUAUUUUGGGGAUAGAGGGGCUCCAUUUGCUCUUUGAAUUUGCUUAACCGUGCCAUGUGGAAAGGCACCCCUUUUCAAAUCAUCUCCUUUAAGAUGAUCAGGAGGAAAUCCAGCUGAACAGCCUCCUUUUCCUAAUCCGACUUUGCUUCCAGCCUUGCCUAUAUGCAGGCUUUAAAUAAGUGGAAAGUCUACCAAAAGCCCAGUGAUUAGGGGGAAAGCUCUCAUCUGCGGUGCUUUCAAAAUCCAAGGUGCGAGGGGAAAGGAAAUCCCCUCUGAAGGGCACGCAUGUCUUCAAUGUCACAGUUGUUAAGAAUGUGUGCAGAAAAACUAGGAGGUUUAUUUUUUAAUACAUUCUCUUCUGGGGCAGAACGUGACAAAAGAGUUUUGAGGGUUGGCUAGGGAUUUAUCAGUGCAUUAAUAUCAGAGACCUUAAACUGCUGUCUUCUUCUUCCUCCAUAAGUGACUUAACGCCACUUCUCAAGUUUGUGGCGUCAUCCCACUGACAUAAUACGUCAGGUGUGGGAAACCUUUGACCCUCUAGGUGUCGAUGAACUACGGUUCCCGUUCCCAUCGCUCCCCAGCAAUGCAGCAGGCUCCAUGGAAAAUUGCUCUUAGCUUUGUGGCUGCUCUCUCUCCUCCCCCCCCCCCCAGAUAUUGGAUCGCUCCCCACUUAUUCCCCCUCCCCUUACCCUUCCAAAUAAAUGAACAGAUCAUGUUUUCUCUGUGGCUUAAAAUGACAAGGAAAAGUGAUUCUAAAGACAGGCUUACUGCCCAAAUGAGAGAGAAUACAGGGCUCUCUUGUUUGAAGACUAUUAGCAUGAGAAUGAAGGGGCUGUAUGGUGUGUUGGUUUAAGGUGCCCAUGCAGAACUGAGGGGGAAGGGAGACCAGGACUGUUGUGAUUUCCAGAGCCUGCAAAACCAUUUUUUGUGCCAUAAAUAGUCUCCACUUUCUCCUGCAGAAUUUAACAGAAAUGCAAAAGGCCAAACUCUUCGUAAGCCAUUAUUUUAAGUACACGAUAGCUGCCCAAGGUGAUCUUCCUGUGCCUCUUCCCUGAGACAACGGGUUGUAUUCAACUACCGUUUACUCAGAGUAAACUCACUGAAGUUAAUAGCCAUUACUAAGAUGGGUCUAUUUUAAUGGGCUUACUCUGAGUAAUAUACCUAGUCGAACACAACCCAGUGGGUUCCCCCCUUGCUCCUGCAAAUUUUCAGUUGGGUAAACGUUUCUCUCCCAAGUUGUGCAAGAAUAAUGAUUGAAUUUGAAGAACACCCCGGUGAAUAGGUAAUUCCCUUUUCUCUGUUUUCCUUUCAUGGAAUUGGGAGACAAGAGAGGAGGACUAAGAAAACAAGUUUGCCAAGCAAAACCCAGUUGCUACCAAACUUUACUUAAAAGAAGAGUCUGUGGUGAAGUGAAAUGGGCUGGCAGAACUAUCCGUGCCUUUCAGAAACUAUUUCUGCAAAUCUGAGGCAAGUGCUGCCUCUUUCUUUAAACCUAUUCUCAGCCCCGAACUCAGUUCCCCAUCUUCCUGGUUGGUUUGUCCUGCUCUUACCCGGAAGCUGCAAGCUUAGUCCUGCUUCGCCUGGACUUUCUGUAUUUUAGCUUAACCUUCACACUCUGUAUAAGUCAGUGGAACUCAGAAAGCUUUCUCCCAUUCUGUCCACCGUCUUAAGUGUAUGUUUCAGCAAUUCUUAGCAUUUAUCAGUUACUUCUUGGAACUGAUUUCAACAGCCCAGUUGCACAGUGGCGAAAUUGCAUGGGUGCUGUUGAUAACAUGCCAUGGUGGGCCGUGAACCCUACACAGAACCAGGUGUGAGCAACUUGUGACAUGCUGACCCAAAUGCAGCUCACAGCCUCAUAUGGUGGCUCAUGGGGGUCUGUUUCUGCUGCCUGCCUGAGUCUAUGCAAACAGGAGGUGGUCAGGUAUCUGCAACAUACGCCUUUUGGGCAUCAUCUUGACCAUUAUAUGUUAGGCUGACCUGGAAAGAUGGGUUGUUGGUCUGGUGUAAUUUUUGAGUGCACGUCAAAUGCCAUUGUAGUAUUUGGGAAUGUUCAUUUACUCAGGAACAUGAUGAUCACAUAUUUUGCAUGCGAAAGGUCUCAAGUUUAAUCCCAGGCAUCUCUAGGUCCGCUAGUAUUUUGUAUGAGUGUCUGUUUUUAGAUAAACGAAUCCACUAAUUAGGCAGCCAAAUAUCACAAUCACAUGGAGUAACAAUAAAAGGUAAGUGGUCUUUUGGAUUACUUUUGGGGUAUCCUGUUUCCUUCCCUCUGGUUUCUUAAAACUCGGGGGGGGGGGGCAGACUCAGAUACAAAUAGUUUCCAUUUUAAAUAAAAGCACACAUUCUACUCAUGUAAAAACACCAGGCAGGCCCCACAAAUAACCCAGAUGCAUUUUAAAUAAAAGGACACAUUUUACUCAUGUAAAAACACACUGAUUCCCGGACCGUCUGCGGGCUGGAUUGAGAAGGUGAUUGGGCUGCAUCCGGCCCACAGGCCUUGGUUUGCCUACCCCUGCCCUAGAGGCUCCCAUCAGCUCUAACCACUCACUGGCCAUACUAGCUAGAGUUGUGGGGAGUUUUGAGUUCAAUAAGACCCAGAGGCAUAUAGGUUUUUAUCCCUGCUAUGUGGUCCAUAUUGACAACUUCAUUUAGUUUUAAACAGAUCAACAAGACUUGGGGUGCACAGAAAGAGAACAGCAUCCAGAUACAGUGGUGCCUCGCAAGACGAAAUUAAUCCGUUCCGCGAGUCUCUUCGUCUUGCGGUUUUUUCGUCUUGCGAAGCACGGCUAUUAGCGGCUUAGUGGGGCUUAGCGGCUUAGCGGCUAUUAACGGCUUAGCGGCUUUAAGAAAAAUGAAACAAACUCGCAAGAACUCACAAGACAUUUCGUCUUGCGAAGCAAGCCCAUAGGGAAAUUCUUCUUGCGGAUCGACUCAAAAAACGGAAAACUCUUUCGUCUAGCAAGUUUUUCGUCUUGCGAGGCAUUCGUCUUGCGGGGCACCACUGUAUGCCAACAUAGUUCACCUGUCAUCUGCUCAAGAGCAUUCCAAGGAGAACUGUGGGAACAUCAAGAAGAAGAAGAAGAGUUUGGAUUUGAUAUCCCGCCUUUCACUCCCCUUCAGGAGUCUCAAAGCGGCUAACAUUCUCCUUUCCCUUCCUCCCCCACAACAAACACUCUGUGAGGUGAGUGGGGCUGAGAGACUUCAGAGAAGUGUGACUAGCCCAAGGUCACCCAGCAGCUGCAUGUGGAGGAGCGGAGACGCGAACCCGGUUCCCCAGAUUACGAGACUACCGCUCUUAACCACUGCACCACACUGGCUCUUAUCAUCCUUUGCACUGUGCGUUUUGUCUUGCAUUUAAAAAUACAGUGGUACCUCGGGUUAAAAACUUAAUUUGUUCUGUAGGUCCGUUCUUAACUUGAAACUGUUCUUAACCUGAGAUACCACUUUAGCUAAUGGGGGCCUCCUCCUGCCGCCACGCCACCGGAGCACAAUUUCUGUUCUCAUCCUGAAGCAAAGUUCUUAACCCCAGGAAGUAUUUCUGGGUUAGCAGAGUCUGUAACCUGAAUCGUCUGUAACCCAAAGUACCACUGUACUAACAGUGAAGAUGUGCAUCUACAAGUAAACACAUUUUUGUUUUUGAGUAAGUGGUUACCUUUUUCUAAAGUGAGCCAUGUACUUAUGAGCCUACAAUUUUAUGCUUUCCCCCUCCUUAGUUCUUUUUUUAAAAAUUAUUUUUAAGCCCAGUGCAAUUAUCUGCCAUUUUGGGGAGUGCCUACUUUUUACUGAAAAACAAGAUACACAAAUAGUAAAUAUUACUCACCUGAUAACGGGUCUCACCUUCUCCUUACCAUAUGCUAAUAAAAGCAGAUUGGGGAUGAUUAUGAGCUAGAUAAAUCACGGAAGCAUAAAAAUCAUACAGCUGUAGAGUUGGAAGGGGCCCCGUAGAGUCAUGUAGUCUAGCCCCCUGCAAUGCAGGAAUCUCAGCUCAAGCAUCCAUGACAGAUGGUCAUCCGAGAUCUGCUUAGAAACCUCCAAGGAAGGAGAAUCUACCACCUGCCGAGGGAGAUCCUUCCACUGUCAAACAGCUUUUGCUGCCAGAAAGUUCUCCCUGAUGUUGAGUCGGAAUCUCCUUUCUGGUAACUUGAAACCAUUGGUUCGAGUCCUGCCCUCCAGAGUGGGAGAAAACAAGCUUGUUCCCACUUCCAUGUGAUAGGUAAAGGUAAAGGGACCCCUGACCAUUAGGUCCAGUCGUGGCCGACUCGGGGGUUGCGCGCUCAUCUCGCUUUAUUGGCCGAGGGAACUGGCUUUUGUCCGCAGACAGCUUCCAGGUCAUGUGGCCAGCAUGACUAAGCCGCUUCUGUUGAACCAGAGUAGCGCACGGAAACGGCGUUUACCUUCUCGCCGGAGCGGUACCUAUUGAUUCUACUUGCACUUUGACGUGCUUUCAAACUGCUAGGUUGCAGGAGCAGGGACUGAGCAACGGGAGCUCACCCCGUCGUGGGGAUUCAAACCGCCGACCUUCUGAUCGGCAAGCCCUAGGCUCUGUGGUUUAACCCACAGCGAUAGCCCCUGAGAUAUUUGAAUGCUGGGAAGGAAAGGGUUAUGUUAAUUUUCUCCAUUAUUGACGCUUUCCUUUAUGAUACUGCUUCUGUUUUGGCUUCCAAGUUGUCCAGGCUGGUGUUGCUUUUUUUAACCAACCAACCAAAACCUACGAAUCAAACCGGUAAAAAAACCUCCCUGUAAUGUGUAGUUUUAGCCUUAGGAGAAAGGGAGAGGGACCGUGUGGGAUGGGUCAUAUUACUGGACCUCAAACAACCUGCUCACAUAUUACGAGAGAUGAGCUGGGUAAAUUCCUAUCUUACAAAUCCAAAGUUUGCUGUGUAGAGAUGCUAUGUAGAGAGGUAUACAAUGUACAGUCUUCAAGAAAAAAGAUUAAGAAAAUCCUGAAAUCUGACAAAGUAGAUAAGUAAGGGAAGAUCAGCAAGGAUGGUGUCAAGGUGAGUUGCAAAGCUUGAGUGGAUCAAGAAACCUGUUUGAACAACAAAGGAUUGAGGUGUGUGUUAGAUGAAGAGCAGUUUGCAACAGCAGGGAAGAGCUUAGCGGAUUGCAGGGUGGGAUCAACAUCUGGGCAGAGUUGUUGAAGCUGAACAUUUGCUAAUCUGGAACGAGAACUUUGCACCAAGAAAGCAAAGUUUGCCGAUAUAAAAUGGAGCGCACACUAGAUCUGGAGUUCCUUUUGCAACAUGAGCAUCUUGUGCAAGAUGCACAGAUCUGCUCCCAGAUAAGAUGCAAAGCAACAAGUCUGUACCAAGAUGCAAGAAAAGGUGAUCUAUCUGCUAAAAGUCUGUCCUCUUUUAAUAAUAAUAAUAAUGAUAAUAAUUUUAUACCCCACCCAUAUUGUGUGUGCUUAAGGAACUGUGGGUUGGAAGAGUAACCCAACAAUGCUCUUACAAGAAGUCCUUGAGCCGUUGUGGUACAGUUUCAACCAGGGUUGAAAUCCCCACUCAGGCAUGAUGGCAAUCACUAAGCCAGGGUUUCCCAAACUUGGAUCUCCAGCUAUUUUUGGACUACAAUUCCCAUGAUCGCUGAGCACUGGUCCUGCUAGCUAGGGAGGAUGGGAGUUGUACUCCAAAAACAGCUGGAGACCCAAGUUUGGGGAACCCUGCCCUAAGCUAUCUAACUCAUCCUUUUAUAUGGAUGGAACAGUGUUCGAAACUCCCGUUGUUCUAGGCGCAUUUUGCGACAGGGAAUUUCAUUAGCAUGAGCAGUUUCUGAGCUCUGGGCGCAGUACUGCGCCUAAAAUUUCAGAUUAAAACUGUGGAGUGGAAGGAAAGGAGGACCUUUUUCUGCCUCCCCACUUCUAGCUACUUGCUGACGACUGGAGAAGAGACCCUCUUAAGAACAUUAGAGAGGUGGGCAAGGGAAGGACUAGACCAUGUGAAAAAUGAACAUAACAUUUCAGCUUUGUACUCUUGUUAUUAAAAUGCAUGCUUAGACAUUCCGUUUCUGCACCCAUGACUUUGGUUUAAGGUGCCAUUUAGCUCCUAGCUCUCAUAACACUGGGAUAGAAUGGGAUAGAAUAACUUUAAUAAAAUUCUUCUUCUUCUUCUUCUACUACUACUACUACUACUACUACUAAACGAAUAACUUGAAUUUCACAACUGAAGGGCUGACACAGAGAAUGCCCUUUUCUGGGCUAACUCCUGCCCCCACAAAAAAACUUUUGAGGGAGGUGCAGGGGAGCACCAAUUUCUGGCAAGAUCUCCCAAGUUCCAUGAGAUCUCCUGAUAUUUCGAUGAAAUCUUGCCGGAAAUAAUCGCUGAUGCUGACAUCGCUUCAGGGGCUUAGGCCGUCUGAGGCAGCUGCUUCACCCUGCCUUGUGUGUGGGCCGGCCUGGGUGAGCUGGAGCUACGAAAAGGGUCCCCUCUGCUGAUCCUAGCACCUGGGAGGGUCUGUUCUGUAGGGAAGGAGGUGGUAUUUCAGAUACUUGGGGACCUAAGUCUUUCAGGGCUUUAAACACCAUUGAGAGCACAUUAAAUCGGUUCUAGAAACAAACUGGCGGCCAGUGUAGCUGUUUUAGAAUGCAGGUUACGUGAGUUCUGAAGGAAACCCCUGCUAAGAAUCUUGCAUUUUGGGCUGGUUGAAGUUCCCGAGUUGUCUUCUAGGACAGCCCCUUUGGAGCAUGGAGUACCAUGGCAAGUCAUCUCUGUCCAAAAGCGUCCAUAGCUGGUGAAUGAUUUGGAGUUGGAAAAAGGCAAUCGGCUCCUGUGGCCACCUGGGGACUAGUGACAGUGCCAAAGUAUAUAUAAAAGGAAGGUGCAAAACUUGCAUUUGGCUGGUCCAAAGCACUAAAGAGCGUGUAAAAACCAACAGACCCAUCACCGUUUUCCUUGAGUUAAAUUGUCAUGGUACAGCUGCCCUUUGUGAGCUGUGGGCAAACUGAAACGUAUCAUUAUGCUCUUUUGCCACUUGCUUGGGUGUUAUAACUGUUUCUGGAAACGAAAAGACACAUUCUCUUGUUUUUUUUAAAUGGGGGGGGUAACGCUAUAAAGAAUGGCAACAACAGUUUCAUGUAUGCAUCUGCUGUGUGUUAUUUCCUGCCGUUAACUCCGUAACAAGAUGCUAAGGCGCGUACGGGGUGUGUGUGCUUCUACACACCAAACAAUAGCAUCCUUUCUUGAAAGGUACCUUGUUAGCAAUUCUGCUAUCACCACCCCCUUUUCCUGGGUUUGCAGCAUGUUUAAGCUAUCACGGCGUCAGUGGCAUUGACAGUUUUCGCACUAAUAAAUGGUCCAAAAGCUUUGGAAAUUCUCGGUGGUGAUUUAGGAGUUACGGCAAACGUAGCACUCUCUAAUUUCACCAUUACAGUUUCCUUGGAUACGGAACAUUUUUGCAUAGAGUUGCAUAGAUGCUUUCUUGCUAUAAUCGUUCCAAUAAGUUGGGGCUUUGGAAGAAGAAGAAGAACGCUCGGAGGCGAAGGCAGAUGAAUGCUUUGUAUUCUCAUCACCAGAGAGGGUGGCAGGGGGAGAGGAGUCUUAACUUUGGCAAUUAAUCUGUGCAGUUUGCUUUGAGUCCAGAGCUGGCUGCAGUUUGAGCCACUGUGGAAAGCUUGGGUUUGUUUAGGGAAGCGUUGGAACUUUGGGUUAUGCUGUGAAUCGUGAGUUGCAACCAAGCAAGUCAAUGCUUGUGUGAAGAUUAUGAAAGAGGGUUUGUCUUCUCUCUGCAUUAAGUCUUGCACUGCUUUGUGUACAGUUACCCUGGUAUAUAUACUGAACGAUAGAGCACCCCGAAAGGAGUGAAUUGGGCUACUGAGGAUUUGCAGAACCUUGUUUAACAGGACGCAAAGAGUUGUCGAUGUAUCUGAUAGCUAGCCAAAGGCUUGUGGAUUUUUGCAUUUUCCCUAGAAAGUGGUAAUCCCAUGUUUAGGUGAGCGUAUUCUGAAAGGAAGUGCAUAGUUUGGUGGCUGUCCUAAAACCCCCCCACAGUGCUAGCUUGAAGACUUCUUAGAUUUAAUUGGUGAGGUUGAUAGAGCAGUGUCUUGCAAAACACAGAACUUGCAGCUAGGGUUCAUGUGGAAUUUUUGACAGUGGUGUAGAAAUAAUUUGUGAGGGAGCUCAUAAUGACAGUCGUACCUUCAUAGCCCCCAAGGAGAGUUGAAAAAUGCAGGUAGCACUGUUGAUUCAUUAUACCUUCUUCUUCUUCUUCUUCUUCUUCUUCUUCUUCUUCUUCUUCGGCAGUCACUCGUAGCCGAGUAAGAUUGUCUUCCAUAAAUAUGGUUUUAACAAUGAGUCCAUAAGUGACUGUGGAGGCCAUUUCUGGACCCACACAUCCUUCCACAGUGGGGACAUUGGUUCCCGGGCGGGAGUUGAUCACGGUGUGGAUUUGCCAAGCGUGCCUUCCUCUUAGCACAUUUCUCCCUUGCGUUCUGAGUUCAAGUGGCUUCAAAGUCCAUGACACCUUUGGUAAAGGCUGUUCUCCAACUGGAUAACAAGUGGUAUUCAUUAUAACACACACACACACCCCCUACAUCCCUAAGCACUGCAUAUCACCAUAGCAAUUUAGUACGGUCAACAUAAGAACAUAAGGAACAGCAGAAGAACAUAGUUCAGGCCAAUGGCCCACCUAGUUCAGCAUCCUGUUCUCACAGUGGCCAACCAGAUGCCUGUGAGAAGCUUGAUUGUAAUCCUAUGGACAGUUUCUUAGGAGUAAGGGCCACUCAAUUUAGUGGCGCUUACCACCGACUGCAUCAGUUCAGCUUGCAAAACACAUUGCAAUCCCACCCCCGGGAGCAAGGCCUGUUUGGAGAAGGUGAACAAACUGGAAAAGACAACGUUCCGGUAUUAAAAAAAAUGUGGCCAUAGCUUUAUUGGCUCCAGAUGUAGGUAGGAUUUGGGCAUAUACCCCUCUCAGCCUCCUGUUGGAGGACUGAGGCACGGCAGGGUUGAUCAUGCGAUAGAUGGUUCCAUCGCAAGACACGGUCCCUACGUGGAUGGAAGGAAGCUCUGUGGCCCAUCUGCCUCUGGCCUUGGCUUCUGGGCAGAGACUUUGGUUUCUCUGGUACUUCUGCCACUGAUGCCAUAGCUCACGCUGUGGGGAAAAAAAUGUCCUGGGAAUGGCUUAUGGAAUAUUUGCAAAGAAAUUGUUAACAGAUAAGAAAAUUGGCAGGAUUAUUGUAAUAACCUGCAGGUUUUUUUAAGAGCAUAUAUUUAAAGCAGAUGAAUAAAUGAGCAAAUUAAAUUAAUUUGGAUAUGCAGAAGUAUGAAAAAUAAAUAUAAGGAACUGCAGAAAGGAAGGGGGAGGAAGUCAAAUUCUGAAACGUCAAAAUGAUUGUAAAAUUAUUGAAAUAUAUAAAACUGAAAAUCAUAAAUAAAAUAUAAAAAAAGAAAAAAAGUCCUGGGGCCAUGAUCCCACCACAUUUACCCUCAACUAAACAACUGAAAAUGGGAUUAUGAUUAUGAUUUCCAUUUAUAUACCACCCUUUAUCAAAAGAUUUUAGGGAAUUAUUAUAGGGAAUGUAUGUACAACUACAGCAAACAAGUAAGACAAUAAUAAUAAUAAUAAUAAAUUGCUCCAUGGGAAAGGAGUCCUGUCUGUCUGUCUGUCUGUCUGUCUGUCUGUCUGUCUCUCUCUCUACCUACCUACCUACCUAUCUAUCAUCUAUCUAUCUAUCUAUCUAUAUCUAUCUAUCUAUAUCUAUCUAUCUAUCUAUCCAUGCACACAUACAUACAUACAUACAUACAUAUACAUACAUGGCACAAUUUUCAUCUGAGAUGCCCUCCAGGCAAAUGGCUGUCCACACAUACCUUUCCCCAUGAAGGGACUGUAUUUCUUAAGCUUCCAGAUCUGAACCAGCCCACACAUAAAACCCGCUGUGUCAGCAUUUAUUCUCAAAACUUACUUCCGUGAUGGCCUCUUGGCAAAGGCUAUUGAUAAGCAAGCAGUAGCUUUCUGCCUCCUGCAUAGGAAGGCUCCUUGAGGUUCCUUUAUAAACAUUUUUCUUUUAGACGAGCAAUAUAUCUCCCAGUUCAUUUAAUAAAAUAAAGUCAUUGUCUCUGAGGCGUAGAAAGCACAGAUAAUACUACAAUAUCAUUUGGACAUAAAUUCUUGGGACAGGUGCAAAAUGGAGGUUUUUUUUGCAGCCGCCUUGGCUUUAUUGAAAUUCCGUUCAUAAAGCUUCCAGCUUUCGAAUGCCAAAAGCUGUUUCAGGCUUCCUUUUUAGAAAAUGACAUAUAGAAAUGUAUUAUGCCCAUAGUAGUUACUCUUGUGUGACACAAGCGUCAGCUUCUGUAAGGGAGGAAUGCUACUGCGGUGGAGGCUUUUAAUAUAUAUCCACGUCUGUGUAAAGUUUAAAGUUGUCAUGGAGGCUGAAUAUAUAUACAUUUCUGUACCAGAAGCACAGCUUGCCAGCUUGCAUUGCAAACCUGGCAGGCUUUGGAGAGCAGCCACUUUUGCCCACCCAGGGAGGCUGCAAAACCAAGUAAAGCUGCACUGCAGAUUUUGCAGGCCCAGGUAGACCUUUGAACCAGAAGGCAUCUCAAGUCCCUGGUGGUCCAAUAUACAGAGCUGGAGGGGAUGUGUUCUGGGCUUUGUAGGCUGAAUAUUGUCAAGCCUGCUGUAUGCCCGGAAUAUGUGCAGUGUUAGACAGCCCAUCCUAAGUGUGGUUAAGUGCACACCGUACAAAACUCAAGAUAUAUAAGCUAAGCACCAAAUGGUUCCUUAAACCAGUUGCCAAAACGGAAUGACUAGUUGCCAUUUUGGGGCCAGACGGCUCAAAAGUCAUAUAUAAUAUACUCGGAGUCGAGUGUGGAUUUCAUGCUCUUUAUUCAGCUCAUAGUAGUGAGGAAUGGAAGUUCCCUCAGAGUGUCUGCUUUAUAUACCGUAUUUUUCGCUCUAUAGGACGCACUUUUUCCCCUCCAAAAAUGAAGGGGAAAUGUGUGUGCGUCCUAUGGGGCGAAUGCAGGCUUUCGCUGAAGCCUGGAGAGCGAGAGGCGUCGGUGCGCACCGACACCUCUCGCUCUCCAGGCUCCAGGAAGCUAUCUGCAAGCCUUGCGCACCCGGGGGGAGUUCCCCCGGGCAUGCAAGGCUUGCGGGCGGCAGCCUGCAGCGCGGAGCAUGGGGCGCCCUCCGGAGGACGCCCCAUGCUUUGCGCAGGUGUCCGCAAGCCUUGUGUGCGGCAGCCUGCAGCGCGGAGCACGGGGCGCCCUCCGGAGGACGUCCCGUUCUUCGCGCAGGUGUCGGCAAGCCUUGCGCACCCGGGGGAUCUGCCUCGGGAGCGCAAGGCUUGCGGGUGGCAGCCUGCAGCGCGGAGCACGGGGCGCCCUCCGGAGGACACCCCGUGCUUCGCGCAGGUGUCUGCAAGCCUUGCGCACCUGGGGGAUCUUCCCCCGGGAGCGCAAGGCUUGCGGGCGGCACCCUGCAGCGCGGAGCAUGGGGCGCCCUCCGGAGGACGCCCCGUGCUUCGCGCAGGUGUCUGCAGCCUGCCGCCCAGCUCAUGGGGCGCCCUGAAGCAGAGCGCCCCUCACGCCAGGCAGACAUCGGCCAGUCCCACAAGCUCGGGGGACAACGGGGAGGCGCAGCGCCACCAUCCCACUGUUCCCCGACCUGGUUUGGGGGGGAAAUAAAGGAAAAAUUUUUUUCCUUUAUUUCCCCCCCAAAAAAGUAGGUGCGUCCUAUGGGACGGAGCGUCCUAUGGAACGAAAAAUACGGUACAUAAUUCCGGGAUUCUCCUGUAGGCCAGUCAGGUUGCGGAUUCACUUCCAACUGGAGCUGGAUUGGGUGGCUCCUGCGGACCAAUCAGACUGCUGCAUUCUGGAUCCUAUUAUUCUAGGGCCAAUCAGACUGCUGCAUUUUGGAUCCUAUUCAACUCAGUACAUAACAGUUUCAAUACGACUUUUUGGCUCCUGAAAUUCAUUUUGAUUGUGCAGAUAAAAUAUAACGGAUAGAAUUCUACGGGAUGUGUUGCUUGCGUGGGAAAACAGUCAAGAUCCAAGGAUCCCCAGGCAUGCACUUCCAGAUGGUGGAGACGUCAGGCACCAUCCUGGCACCCUGGCAUCUUCACUUGGUCGCAAGCAGCCGAUAGCCAAGUGCAAAAUGUGCCUGGCUAAUUUCUAAUGCUGACCCUACCCCACAACGCACCUGACCUGGUCAGAAUUAAACACAGCCGGGGCAGGAGUGGUAUUGGGACUGCUGGUGAGCUGGCAUCUUUAGACACUUUCCUGGGGCUGAACAAGUUCUGCUGCAGCCAGCGGAUAUUGGGGUGGGAUGAAAGAAAGAGCUGGUCUCUGCAGGAGCUGGUGAUGGUCGCAGUGACAGCCACAACUACAAUUGCAGUAGAGAUUCCAUCCAACAUAUUCCCACCUAUGAAGGAGUGAGUUUGUGGGGAGCUGCCCAUUAGAUGAAGCAGGCAGGGACUCUGGGCACCUGAAGAGUGGCCAUUCUACUGAGGCCGUGCCAACUUACACUGGGGACUUGAUCAUCAUAAUUUGAACUAGUUUUCUCCUGUUCUGAGGUUCUUGCUUCUGACUGAAGGCAUUCGCCUCUUUCCUUUUCACAAAGAAACCUAUGCAGGGACAAGUCUGAAACCACCAUUGUAGCGUAACGAUAUCAUGUCUUGUGAUUAAAGAUGGGUGAAUCUGUCAAUUGUGGCGUUUCUCAGUUUUUCACCUUAAGUUUAGUUCUCUUACAUUUCUACAUCAGUUCACGAUGACUUUUCUUUUUAAAAGUCUUGUGAAGAUUCACCAGCAUUUUAGUGCAAGGUGCACACAUUUUUGUACACAGCUUUGGCCAAUAUACAUACUUUUGCAAAGCAUCUUUUGCUGAAAUAAUACAGUUUUACACACUAUUUUCACCAGCAGAUGCAUUUCUUGUUUUAAUAUUUUAUUAAGGAUUUUCUUGUUUUACAGAAGUAAGUGUAAUACCUCGUAUUUUUUUUCCAUGUAACAUUUUUACAAAUCGGUUUCAUUUGUUGAGACAUUAGGGGGAGAAGAAAAAAAAGGGGGGAGAAAGGGGGUGGAGGGAGGGAAGAUGGAUGGGGGUGGGGUCGGGUGGCGAUGUUUCUAUUAUGCUUAAUUUAUGUUUGGUGUCAGCGUUGCUUGUGUUGUUCACUUGUGUUCCUUUGGUGGUGAGAGCAGCAGAUGCAUUUCUAAGCACACUUUACCUUACGGAGUUUUGCAUGCAUUGCAUGUCUGAAGAACCGCAGUGCAAAAUUUGGAGAAGUGUGAAUUUUGGAAGAUGACUGGGUUUUUUUAGUUCACAAAUUAUUUCGGAAAGUUCAAGUUGGGUAGAUUGGCCUUUAAAUGUGAACUGAAUCAAAUCUCCUUCCUCAGUCCUACUUGCCAUGUCACUCUGUCCUUGCCUUUUCCUUUACUAUAUUUUGUGCAUCUUGGAGGGGCUUGUUUCCUGGUCAGUGUGUUGUGGGGUGUCUUUUGCUAAAAUCAUCUAAACUUGUUUCCUGGUAGUCUAGGGCAGCUUCUAGAUUUUCCUGUGAUACUUCCUUUUAUGCAUGAACGCUGAAAAUAUCCGCGCUUUUCUGUUCCACAGCAUAUUUGCUGAAUCAGAUAAGUCUCCCAAACCAGGGAGCAAGCUUGCAAGCAUUUUUGUGGCAUGUGGAAAUGAAAAGCAAUUGUAGAUGUGAUGCAAAAGAAUUUUUUUGAAGGGAAUAUGCACAUUUGAGCCCAUGCAGCAUAUUCUGAAAAGGCAAGAUGUUUGUUGUUGUUGUUGUUGCUGUUUAGUCGUGUCUGACUCUUUGUGACCCCAUGGACCAGAUCACGCCAGGCACUCCUGUCUUCCACUGCCUCCCGCAGUUUGGUCAAACUCAUGCUGGUAGCUUCGAGAACACUGUCCAACCAUCUCAUCCUCUGUCGUCCCCUUCUCCUUGAGCCCUCCAUCUUUCCCAACAUCAGGGUCUUUUCCAGGGAGUCUUCUCUUCUCAUGAGGUGGCCAAAGUAUUGGAGCCUCAGCUUCACGAUCUGUCCUUCCAGUGAGCACUCAGGGCUGAUUUCCUUAAGAAUGGAGAGGUUUGACCUCUCAAGAGUCUCCUCCAGCACCAUAAUUCAAAAGCAUCCAUUCUUUGGCGAUCAGCCUUCUUUAUGGUCCAGCUCUCACUUCCAUACAUCACUAUUGGGAAAACCAUAGCUUUAACUAUAUGGACCUUUGUUGGCAAGGUGAUGUCUCUGCUUUUUAAGAUGCUGUCUAGGAGCAGGAACCGGCAAGCCACUCUAGUAUCCCUGCCAAGAAAACUCCAUGGACAGAGACAACAGGCAUAUAAAAGGCAAGAUAGCAACAAAAAAAUUACUGGUGUCUCUUUAUUUACAUGUUACAUACGUAGCUCACAGGGCCGUGGAUUUGGCAGUGUAGUUAGGACGGCUAGGAAUAUGCUCAGAAUGCGCUCAGCCUUUGGAAAAGAAAAGAGCAAAAGAAUACGCUGUGGAUUUAGGACACAUGGAGAUUUAGGACAUAUGGAGUCCCUGUCACUUUUGUGGGCACAUCACAUUGUAUUGAGUUAUUUAGACUUCAGCGUUUGACAAGGACUUAAAAUUCUACAGCUUGCUUGCAUUCUGUCACCAGACUCUGUCGGGUGGCCGAGUGAAGUACCCAAGUGCUCACUUUGACGUUUUAAAUUAUUGAUUUGAAGACCCUGGUCUCUGAACUUAAAAAGGCCACUUUUUGAAUGUUAACGAGCAUGAUUAGGAAAUAGUAUCCUAGAGUCUUAGAGCUGGAACGAUCUGAAGUUUCAGCUAGUCGAAGUCAGACACAAUACAUUAACCCCCGUCUCUUGAGGAUAUGAAUGCAUUAGGAAUCUUUUUAUGAGCAACAGUUGGAAAAAAUGUCUUUCUGCCCUUGAAGAUAGGAAGCGCUCUCUCUCUCUCUCUCUCUCUCUCUCUCACACACACACACACACACAGAGAGAGAGAGAGAGAUACAGACAGAUGCACACACAGAGAAAGUAUUAUAAUAAUAAUUUAUUAUUUAUACCCUGCCCAUCUGGCUGAGUUUCCCCAGCCACUCUGGGCGGCUCCCAAUCAAGUUUUAAAAACAGGGCUGCCUUCAGAUGUCUUUUAAAGAUAGGAUAGCUGCUUAUUUCCUUCACAUCUGAAGGGAGGGUGUUCCACAAGGUGGGCGCCACUACCAAGAAGGCCCUCUGCCUGGUUCCCUGUAACCUCACUUCUCGCAAUGAGGGAACCGCCAGAAGGCCCUCGGCGCUGGAUCUCAGUGUCCAGGCUGAACGAUGGGGGUGGAGGCGCCCCUUCAGGUAUACUGGACCGAUGCCAUUUAGGACUUUAAUGGUUAGCACCAACACUUUGAAUUGUGCUCAGAAACGUACUGGGAGCCAAUGCAGAUCUCUCAGGACUGGUGUUAUGUGGUCCCAGUGGCCACUCCCCGUCACCAGUCUAGCUGCCGCAUUCUGGAUUAAUUGCAGUUUCCGGGUCACCUUCAAAGGUAGCCCCACAUAGAGCGCAUUGCUGUAGUCCAAGCGGGAGAUAACUAGAGCAUGCACCACUCUGGCGAGACAGUCCGCAGGCAGGCAGGUAGGGUCUUCGCCUGUGUACCAGAUGGAGCUGGCAGACAGCCGCCCUGGACACAGAAUUAACCUAUGCCUCCAUGGAUAGCUGUGAGUCCAAAAUGACUCCCAGGCUGUGCACCUGAUCCAUUCAGGAUCAGGGAAUCCCCCCCACCUGCCCACCCCCUGUCCCCCCAAAACAGUACUUCUGUCUUGUCAGGAUUCAACCUCAAUCUGUUAGCCGCCAUCCAUCCUCCAACCGCCUCCUACCGUAUUGUCUAUCACAGGGGUGGGGAACCUGUUGCUGAUGGUCUCCGAGAUAAAUCUGGGAGUUAUCAUCUCACCAUAUCUGAAGGGCGGCUGGUUCCCCAUGUAUGAGCUUGAUACAUAGGGGUGUGUGUGUGUGUGUGUGUGUGUGUGUGUGUGGUUUUUUGGUAGAUAAAUUUUAUAUUUGGACUCUCUGUUGAGCUGCAGCUGAACCAAAGUUAGAUUAAGUGUCUAUGGACAAGUUACAGUUUCUCAGGGUAAUGUUAUUGUAGUGUGGAUGGUGAAGUGGGGCUCUGUGUGUUUCUUUCUAUUCCUUGGGAGAUGUGUGGAUACAUAGAUACUUUAAAAAACAAAACCCUCCAAAAUAAAUACGGUUCCCUUUGGAAUACCUGAGCAGAGGUUGAUCCACCUGCUAAUGCCAAGAGCAUUUAUGGGAUUUACGCAACAUGCUUGGAGCUAUGGCUGUUUGUGUGGAAAUGAAAGGACUUAGAGAAGGAAGAAAAAAUAGCCGCUAGUAGCCUUCUCUAAGAGCUUGUGCAAAUGUUUACACAGUGUUCUAAUAGCACUUCCCAUGCUUCUGCUUGUGAAAGAGAUUGCACCAAUAAGCAGCACAUUCGGAUUUAGCUUCACUAUAUUCACAUGUUUCUGUUAUAUUUUUUCGCCCUAUAGGACGCACUUUUUCCCCUCCAAAAAUGAAGGGGAAAUGCGUGUGCGUCCUAUGGGGCGAAUGCAGGCUUUUGCUGAAGCCUGGAGAGCGAGAGGGGUCGGUGCGCACCGCCCCCUCUCGCUCUCCAGGCUUCAGGAAGCUCUGCGCAACCCUCGGGACAAAGUCCCGCCUGGCUCCCGAUGGCCGCACAGAGCUGCCUCCAGUCCCAGGCUCAGCGCAGCUCUGCGCGGCCAUCGGGAGCCGGGCGUGAAGUCCCGCCUGGCUCCCGAUGGCCACACAGAGCUGCCUCCAGUCCCGGGCUCAGCGCAGCUCUGUGCGGCCAUCGGGAGCGGGGCGCGAAGUCCCGCCCGGCUCCCGAUGGCUGCGCAGAGCUGCCUCCAGUCCCGGGCUCAGCGCACUUCUCCCCAUCGCCAGCCCCACAAGCUCGGGGGACAGCAGGGAGGUGGAGCGCGCCUUCCCGCUGUUCCCCGACCUGGUUCUUCCAGCCCCGCACCUGGGGGGGAAAUAAUUUUUUUUUCUUUAUUUCCCCCCCAAAAAACUAGGUGCGUCCUAUGGGCCGGUGCGUCCUAUGGGGCGCAAAAUACGGUAUAUAUAUAAGGGUCUGGUGACUUCUGUUUCAGUGUAUCUGAAGAAGUGUGCAUGCACAUGAAAGCUCAUACCAAUAACUAACUUAUUUAUUUAUUUUAUUUUAUUUUAUUUAUUUAUUAUGUUUCUGUAUUGUAGCCCUUCUUCUAACCUUCUUCUAUGUGUGGAAGGCCAUCUUUUGAGCUAGCCUAGUUGGCUCAGUUGACAUAACUGCAGACUAUGGUUUGUGCCUUCAGAAACGAGGAGUGGCACAUCUUAAACUCACUUGUGCCCUUAUACUCCUUCGUGAGUAGCAGAAGGAGAUAAGAAAUUUCUCCUCCUAGUUUAUCUCAAACCAUACUGUGUUUUGGGGCCCUGACUUGGGGGGAAGAACAAUGGUUUGUGCAAUCCAUUGUUCACCGUAUAGGGAUGAAUAGGCAGAUGGGUGUACAGUCGUACCUUAGAUCUCGAAUGGAAUCAUAGAAUCAUAGAAUCAUAGAAUCAUAGAGUUGGAAGAGACCACAAGGGCCAUCGAGUCCAACCCCCUGCCAAGCAGGAAACACCAUCAGAGCACUCCUGACAUAUGGUUGUCAAGCCUCUGCUUAAAGACCUCCAAAGAAGGAGACUCCACCACACUCCUUGGCAGCAAAUUCCACUGUCGAACAGCUCUUACUGUCAGGAAGUUCUUCCUAAUGUUUAGGUGGAAUCUUCUUUCUUGUAGUUUGGAUCCAUUGCUCCGUGUCCGCUUCUCUGGAGCAGCAGAAAACAACCUUUCUCCCUCCUCUAUGUGACAUCCUUUUAUAUAUUUGAACAUGGCUAUCAUAUCACCCCUUAACCUCCUCUUCUCCAGGCUAAACAUGCCCAGCUCCCUUAGCCGUUCCUCAUAAGGCAUUGUUUCCAGGCCUUUGACCAUUUUGGUUGCCCUCCUCUGGACACGUUCCAGUUUGUCAAUGUCCUUCUUGAACUGUGGUGCCCAGAACUGGACACAGUACUCCAGGUGAGGUCUGACCAGAGCAGAAUACAGUGGCACUAUUACUUCCCUUGAUCUAGAUGCUAUACUCCUAUUGAUGCAGCCCAGAAUUGCAUUGGCUUUUUAGCUGCCGCGUCACACUGUUGGCUCAUGUCAAGUUUGUGGUCAACCAAGACUCCUAGAUCCUUUUCACAUGUACUGCUCUCAAGCCAGGUGUCACCCAUCUUGUAUUUGUGCCUCUCAUUUUUUUGCCCAAGUGCAAUACUUUACAUUUCUCCCUGUUAAAAUUCAUCUUGUUUGUUUUUGCCCAGUUCUCUAAUCUGUCAAGGUCGUUUUGAAGUGUGAUCCUGUCCUCUGGGGUGUUAGCCACCCCUCCCAAUUUGGUGUCAUCUGCAAAUUUGAUCAGGAUGCCCUUGAGUCCAUCAUCCAAGUCGUUGAUAAAGAUGUUGAAUAAGACCGGGCCCAAGACAGAACCCUGUGGCACCCCACUAGUCACUCUUCUCCAGGAUGAAGAGGAACCAUUGAUGAGCACCCUUUGGGUUCGGUCAGUCAGCCAGUUACAAAUCCACUGAGUGGUAGCAUAGUCAAGACCACAUUUUACCAGCUUCUUUACAAGAAUAUCAUGAGGCACCUUGUCAAAUGCCUUGCUGAAAUCAAGGUAGGCUACAUCCACUGCGUUCCCUUCAUCUACCAGGCUUGUAAUUCUGUCAAAAACGAGAUCAGGUUAGUCUGACAUGACUUAUUUUUCAGAAAUCCAUGCUGACUAUUGGUGAUCACAGCAUUCCUUUCUAGGUGCUCACAGACUGUUUGCUUAAUGAUCUGCUCCAGAAUCUUCCCUGGUAUUGAUGUCAGACUGACUGGGCGGUAAUUAUUUGGGUCCUCUCUUUUCCCCUUUUUGAAAAUAGGGACAACAUUUGCCCUCCUCCAGUCUGCCGGGACUUCGCCCGUUCUCCAGGAAUUCUCAAAGAUGACUGCCAGUGGUUCUGAGAUCACAUCUGCCAGUUCUUUUAAUACUCUUGGAUGCAGUUCAUCUGGCCCUGGAGACUUGAAUACAUCUAAACUAGCCAAGUAUUCUUGUACUAUCUCCUUAGUUAUUCUGGGCUGUGUUUCCUUUGCUGAAUCAUUUGCUCCAAAUUCUUCAGGUCGGGCAUUGUUUUCUUUAUCGGAGAAGACUGAGGCAAAGAAGGCAUUGAGGAGUUCAGCCCUUUCUGUGUCCCCUGUUUGCAUUUCACCAUCUUCUCCUCUGAGUGACCCCACUGUUUCUUUGUUCUUCCUUUUGCUACUGACAUACCCAUAAAAGCCUUUUUGUUGCUUUUAACCUCUCUAGCAAGCCUGAGUUCAUUCUGUGCUUUAGCUUUUCUGACUUUGUGUCUACACGUGCUGGCUAUCUGUUUGAAUUCCUCUUUGGUGGUUUCCCCCUUUUCCAUUUUUGUACACAUCCUUUUUAAAUCUUAACUCAGUUAAAAGUUCUUUAGAUAGCCACCCUGGCUUCUUUAGGCACCUUCCAUGUUUCUGUCUCAUUGGUAUUGCCUGACGUUGUGCUUUUAGUAUCUCCCUCUUAACAAACUCCCAGCCAUCAUGAACUCCCUUUCUUUUUAGUAUUACUGUCCAUGGGAUCUCACCCAGCACUUCCCUAAGUUUUAUGAAGUCAGCUUUCUUAAAGUCAAGAAAUUGAGUCCUAGUAUGCUUGGCUGCUCCUUUCCGCUGUAUAGUAAACUUCAGAAGAGCAUGAUCACUCGCACCUAAUGAUCCUUCCACUUCUACCCCACUAACCAGGUCAUCAACAUUGGUUAGGACCAGAUCUAAAAUGGCUGUUCCUCUUGUUGCUUCUCCCACUUUCUGGACAAUGAAGUUGUCUGCAAGGCCAGUGAGGAAUCUGUUUGACCUUAUGCUCUUGGCUGAGUUUGACAACCAACAAAUAUCCGGGUAAUUGAAGUCCCCCAUUACUACUAUCUCCCUUCCUUUUGCAUGCUUGGCCAUCUGUUCCAGGAAGGCAUCAUCUAUGUCCUCCGUUUGGCUUGGGGAUCUAUAGUAAAUUCCCACAAUGAGGUCACUGUUAUUCUUCUCUCCCUUAAUUUUGACCCAAAUGCUCUCACUUUGGCUUUGAGGUUCUAAAUCUUGGAUCUCUUCACAGGUAUACACAUCCCUGACAUAUAACGCCACUCCUCCUCCUUUCUUGUCUGGUCUGUUUCUCUGAAAUAGAUUGUAUCCCCCAUUAUUACAUUCCAAUCGUGGGACUUAUCCCACCAGGUUUCAGUGAUGCCUAUUAUGUCAUAUUUAGUUUGCUGUACCAAGAGCUCAAGCUCAUCUUGUUUAUUUCCCAUGCUUUGCGCAUUAGUGUACAGACAUUGAAGUCCAUUAAUCAUUCCCCGUGUCUCUUAUUUAAGGAUUUUUCCUCCCACCACUAGGUCUGUGUGCUGUUUGCUCCAUUUGGUCUAUGACAUUUGGAUGAUCAUCUUCAUCAAUUGAUAGACUCCUACCUUCAGGAGCACUGUCUCCCUCCCCACAUUAGUCAGUUUAAAGCCCUCCUGAUGAGGUUUCUGAGAUUUUGGCAAAAACAUUUCUCCCAACCGUUGUGAGGUGCAGCCCAUCGCUUGCCAGAAGUCCAUCUUCAAGAAACUGCAGUCCGUGAUCUAAGAAUCCAAACCGUUCCUGUUUACACCAUUUGCGAAGCCAGCUGUUCACUUCCACUAUUUUCCCCUCUCUCCCUGGGCCACGUCGUUCAACUGGGAGGACAGAUGAGAUCACAAUUUGUGCAUUUAAUUGUUUCAAUUUCCUGCCCAGAGCCUCGUAGUCUCUUUUGAUCUUCUGGAGGCUAUUGCUUGCAGUGUCAUUGGUUCCCACAUGAACCAAGAGGAAGGGGUAUUUGUCAGUGGGUUUUAUGAUUCCUUGCAGUCGUUCAGUUACAUCUUGGAUCUUAGCCCCGGGAGACAGCACACUUCCCGAGACAUCUUGUCAGGCCCACAGAUCACUGCUUCUGUUCCCCUCAGUAGGGAAUCCCCUAUCACCACUACACGCCUCCUCUUAGGUUUGGUCGGGGUUCUUCCGUGAGCUGUCCGCUCCAAGGUCACCUGCACAUUCCCUGAGGACUGACUUUGCUGCUCGUCUUCAUAUACCUGAUCGACUGUAAUGAGGGAGAUCCUCAAAUGGAGUCUGCUCUUCGUCUUCCAUGCUAGGGAGAGGACCUCAAAGCGAUUGUGUAUUUCUAAACAAUCAGAGCGAACCCUGGGCCUCCUACUUCUUUGAGUCACGUUUCUCCAUAUAUCUGGCUCCUGUGUUGGUGAACUAGCGUCCUUCUCAGGGGAGUCCCCUGUCUCCUCCUUGGUGGAGACGGUGUGCUCUGUUGCUUCCAAGAAGAGCUCCAGCUCUCUAAUUCUUUGGAGCGUAGCUACACGUUCCUCCAGUUGCUGGACUUUGUCUUUUAAGAGGGCAAUCAACAUGCAAUUGCUGCAGGUAAAGCUGCCUGCAACCUUUGGCAGUCCGUUCUAGAAGUCAGUUCAACUUCUGGCAAGGUUCGAAAACCAAGACACAGCUUCUGAUUUGCUGCAGGAGCUUCCUGCACUCAAUCAGAAGCCGCAUCGGACAUUUGGGUUCCAAAGAGCAUUUGCAAACUGGAACACUCACUUCCGGGUUGCGACAUUCGGGAGCCAAAACGUUUGAGUCGCAAGACGUUCGAAAACCAAGGUACGACUGUGCUGCAAAGUAAAAAGGGAAGCUUCUGAUCUCCGCUUGCAUGCUGAGAGAGGGAAGGUGACGAAGAAGCACGUAGAUCUGAGGCUCCCCAUUCCUUGUACUCUUAAUAUCAAACCGUGGGCUGUCACUGCAUCCUAAUUGAGGAAAUGUAUCUGAGUAGGUGGUCCUUUUCAGAAUGUGAAGAUUGGCUUAUAUUGUCCUUUCAUGUAGUGUCAUUGAUGACCGCCCCCCACCUUUUUCUUGCCUGCCUGCAUUUCUUGUAACCGUUGGUGAAGUUACACGCCGCUGAUAUACCGAGGCAAGGAAAUAGCUCUAAAUUUCAUCAGUAUGGUAAUGAUGUAUUUGUCUUGGACUUGGAAAAUUUGCAUUUACAAGGUGAAUGGCUUCAGAGCUUUCUUAGCACUGCGAGAGACUAGUAUCUGUUGUCAAAGGGUGCUGUUCGCCUAACUAAAGUCACCUUGGCUGGUGCUGUGCAUAUUUGGAGCAUGACUUCCAUUUUUAAUUAACACAGUUGCACAAACGAGAGCUCAUGCCCACCCACCCCUUUUAAUGAAACCCGCGCCGUUCUAAGUAGUUUCCUGCUUGGAUGUUUUAAAACCGCACACAAGUAAUCACACCCUUAAUCUCCCACUUGAAACCAUAAUAUUUAGUUGAGCGGGUUUUCUUCUUCCCAAAAUCAGAAAUGUUUACGAAGUGAUUUUUGCCCGUCCACGUUCUGCUCCUUUGUAAUGGGCUGCGUGUUAUCACAUUACAUUUCCGGCCUUCUAAACGUGGCAUGGCUCUAUAAAACAAAUAACCAACAAGAAAGAGCCUGCAGAAAACAUAUGUUCUUCUUGUUCCCUCAAAGAAUCCUGUUUGCCUGGCUGAACAGUCGAGAACUCAGAUCUUCUGAUGCCACAGGUCCGUUUCGGAACAGUUUCUAUCAUCUAAACCUUGAAAACAAGGUUUUGGUUAGGUGUAGUGAACCCGGUUCUGCUCAGAUGCUAUUGGACUCCCAUCAGCCCAGCCAGCAUGCCAAGUGGUCAGGGAUGCUGGAGUUUUAGUCUACCAACAUCUGAAGGGCACCAUGUUGGAUAUCCCCAAUCCCAACUAUGUUUCCAAGGCCUAGCCCUUUGGCUACUAUAAGAAUGGAAGCCUGUGAUCUGACCGGGGUGCCAACUUGAAUAAAAUAUUGGGUGGGGGGGAGGUAAGCCUUGCCCUCAAUAUUUUAUUCAAGUUGGUACCCCUGGUCAGAUGGACCAUGGACACCAUUUGAAUGGCAAUGCCCAUCAACUUUUGGGGGCCCAGCCCCCUCAAAUAUUUUAUGGGGGGGGCAAAGGGACCUCGGCCCUUAGAAGUUGGCCUCUGUAGACCUGGUGCUUCUGUUCAUGGCUGAGGCCAGGAACAUCCAUUGUAUUUGCCACCAAGAUGGUAGGGAGAAAAAUGUCCUCUGUGUAGCAGAUGGCCCAAGGUCCGCAGUAAUGGUAGGAACAAAUUUACCACUUCCCCAUUGUGAAUCUCCAGCUCCGUGGUCCAUGUCUCUUGGCAGCUGCAGAGGAGGUUAACUAAUGCCAAUCUCCCCCUGAUCUCUUUCCUUUAUAGCAGAAAGGAGAAGGGACCAUAGGCCGGUUGUUGUUUUUGGUGACAUCCCAGAAUUCACAUGUUACUUGUCAUCAAGUCAGUGAUGGUGGGAACAAAGUGGAUUUCCCCCCCUGUACACUGCUUAGCUGGUGGAGCAGUUUCUCUGUAUAAUUCCAAUAAUGAGCUAGUCUCUGGCAUGCUGUUCUGUUUUCUCUUGGCUGGGCUUAUUGUUUUUGCCGCUGCUAUUGAUUUUGCUAUUUUUAUUUUGUGCAUAUUUGUGUACGUUUUCAGUGUUCUGAAAUUUACUAGGCUGCCGUGGGAAUUUUAUUGAAGGGUUGGGUAUGAAUCCCCAAAAUAAAGAAAUGCAGUUUUUUAAAAAUGCUCUUCUGUGAACGUUAGGGAUGUAGAAAGGCAGCGAUUUUCCUUCCGAUCUGUAUGCAUUACUGUCAGCACUGUUUUUAUCCUACUGUUUCAGUUCAGUUUCUGCCAAAUAUUUGUCUCACUGUCAGCUAUUUAAUGUGAGUUAUACAGGUUUCCCUAGAGGGUAGGACCUUAAACAAGAUUCAGAUAGCAAGAAAGAGGAUUUUGGCUUAAUGGAAGGAAGAACUUGAUAAUGACAUGAGCAGCUAGACCAGGAGGAACCAAUGUGUUGCCCUCCAUAAGUUGUUGCAAUCCAACUUCAGCUUCAGCCAGCAUGACUAGGGAUGAUUGGGGUUAUAGUCCAACAGCAAUUGGAGACUACCAUGUUGGCAGCCCUGCUGGUCAGUAAUCACACAGUUCAAAGAUGGAGCUAACUCUUUAUCAGCAAAAACACAGUCUCCACAGACUUGACUGAUUCUCAGGCCUAAUGAACAGAGCAGCUCAUUCCCAGUGGUCUUCCUCCAUGAAAAUCAGUUGCAGAGACUGAAAGUCCCUACCUUCUCACCAGGGCUUUCCCCAAGCAUCUGAGACCUUGCCUGCGUGCAACCCUGUCUCCACCCUUUUCAUGCCUCUUCUGGUUCUGGGUUAAAAGCAGAGAUAAGAUCUUGCUGCAGCCGAAGACACCCGUGACUCUUCAUUAGCCUGACUCAUCUCUGUGUCUUGGCCUCCCUCAUCCCCAUCUUCUGCUUCAGCUUCUGCCUCUGAUUCUGGACUUCUCUCUGCCACAGACUCUCCCAGCUCACUAAGUCCUGUUGCCUCUUCAGCUUCAGACACCUCCUCCCCUCAAUCUUCUCCCACUUCAUUGUCCUACCACCACGCCCUGGGCUGUGCCAUCUUUCUUUGGUGGUUUCCCACCUGGUUCCUCCCACCUUUCCUCUACAUCCAAGCAGUCCACGAUACCCUGAGUGAGACAGUGCAACAGGCUGUCCCAGAAGGGGGUGGACUUGCCUUCAUUUUUGACACUUUUUAGCAGUAGAUGGAUGACCACCUGUCAGAGAUGUUGUAGCAGUAGAUUUUCUGCCCUGUCAGGUGUUGAACUAGAGAACCUUUGAGGUCUGUUCCGCUCUAUGAUUCCCUGAAUGCUUUCUUAGUCCAGUCCAACCUGCCUGACAACAUAGCUAUACUUGUCGCUUUCCCUGAUACCACCAGCGAAGGAGCCUUGAAAGCUGUGAGGUUCCUGGCUGCUCAGACUUGCCAGGGAUCAAUACAAGGUGGAAGAAAGGAGUAAUGUAUGAAAGUAAACAGUUUGAAAAAGCUGCAUGUCUUGACGAAACACACAGGAGAGUUGAUCAGGUAUUAUUGAUUAAUGCGCUUUGCAGUUGAAUAUAGACUGGGGUCGGAGCUAAGGUGCUUUGUGGGAGUGUUGUAACAUCAUUGCAAUAAAUCGAUUUCCACUAGUAUUUAAAAACCAGCAGCAGAGUUACAGAAUUAUACUCAGUUUGAAAGGACGCCUGUGGUCUGAAAUCAUGCCAUAAAAAAUUGUGCGCAGCUCAUAGAAAUUUCCACUCUUAUCAGAGGCAGCGUCCUCUCUUUUCUGCGCCCUGCUAUUUUUGAUGUUUUAAAGUCUCACCAAAAUUAUGGCCACUCCACUGCCAGUGUCAUAGAUGAGCGUUCAUGGUGUAUAGCAAACGAUGGGUGUUUUCAUAACUGAAGUCCAUUAGCUUGUUUCAUGGAACAAGAUAACUGAGUGUCCGAGAUUCAGGGAAGCAUCAGGAAUCAGUAGGGAACAAGGUGCUUUUCACCAAACAACCUAACCUGUGAUUUGUUCUUUGUCCAGCAUAUCCUUUGUAAAUUGAAUAAGAAGAGCACGCUGUCUUGGUGAAAUAUUGGCUGUCGUUAUUUAUAGGCCAGAAAAAAUAUUUUCCUGAAAUUAAUAGCAUAAAAAACCCCACACAGGGGGAUUACUUAAACAGGAGAAUUUAUCCUAGGGAAAAGUUUGGAAUGGCAGCCUUCGAAGUCACAUUUAAAUUUUUGUUAGGAAAAAUGUUCCAUCGUUAUGUGGGACACAUUAUAUGGCAAGGGAAGGUACAUGGUCAGGGUCAGAUCCAGGUUUGUGGACCCCCGCCCCCAAGUUGUGUCUGAUGCCCCCAACAUUUGGUGAUGCCCACCCACACCCCAGCAACAGUGGGCUUACCAGUGCCAUUGGGCAACAGUAGUGAGCUUCCCAUCAUCCAAAUUAUAUUUAAAUGCCUAGGAGGAUUGCAGAUAAUUUAAAAUGUUGGACAGCUUGCAGUUGAUCUCUGAUAAGUAGAAGCAACUGGGAUGUGCAGGUGGGUGGGCCCAAUCUGUAGCAGGCAUCAGCACUGGUGGACCCUCAGUAGAUACUCAAGGGUGAUAGGUACUGACACCUCUCCUGUACAUAUAUUUUAGGAAGGUCUGGGGCUGCAGUCCUAUGCACUCUCUGUACAUGACUGCAGUGCACUUUGUUCGUAGAGGCCAGGGCAGCUAGGAGCCAGGGUUACUGGGCAGGUUUUGGCACCACCACAACGUUGCAGCAAGUUCAGCUCUUUGCUUUUCCCCAUGUGAGUGAAUGACAGUCCUUCGUGCAUGCGAGAAUAAAGGAUGCGUUUUCAGUUGAAGGUAGAACUUCACCCAUGCUUUUGGUGGUCUCAUUGGCUGGAGGAGGUUCCCAUAUAUCUCCCAGACUUUUCCCCCUUAUUACAGCUUAUUUAUAGGUAUCUAUGGUCGGAGCUGAAGAUCUCACUCAUGCUAGAGUCGGGUUGAGCAGGUUGUGACCCACCAAGAUGUAAACCUGUCAUAUUUGCUCAUCGAAAGUUGAUUUAUGUUUGUGGUCAACCAGCUAUUCUGCAACAUGGGUUGUUCAGGUUUCUCUAGAACAGCAGUUCUCAACCUGUGGGUCCCCAGAUGUUGUUGGACCACAACUCCCAUCAUCCCUGAGCUCGGCCUUGUUAGCUAGGGGUGAUGGGAGAUGUAGUUCAACAACAUCUAGGGACCCACAGGUUGAGAAAGGCUGCUCUAGAAUGUGAUAGACUAUUUGGAGAGUGGGGCAGAAUGUUGGGAACUGAAUUUUUUUUAUAUAAAAAAAUUACAUACUCUAUAAACACAGUUGAAUAAUGGCAGCAUGUGAAAUAUUUGUCUUCCACUAAUCAAUGCCUAUCUUUUCUUAUAGGAUGAAAGAAUGAUGUGAUGGAGAGAAAUAUGGGCCAUUGGUCAGGUCCUUUGGCCCCCACGCCUGGCCUAGUCUUCCUGCUUGUUCAGCUUUUGGCCAGCGUCUGCCAUGGCCUUCAAGGGGCAAUGCCAUUUGGCUUCCACUUCACACAUUCCAUAUACAACACCACAGUGUACGAGAACUCUGCGGCACGGACCUAUCUUAACAGCCAAAGUAGAAUGGGCAUCACUAUGGCGGACCUCUCUUGGGAUAUCAAAUACAGGAUAGUGUCUGGCGACGAUGAAGGCUUUUUCAAGGCAGAGGAAGUUGUAAUAGCUGAUUUCUGUUUCCUUAGGAUAAGGACUAAAGGUGGGAAUUCUGCCAUAUUGAAUCGAGAAAUCCAGGACAACUAUUUGUUGAUAAUAAAGGGCUCUGUCCGUGGAGAAGACUUGGAAGCAUGGACAAAAGUGAACAUCCAGGUUUUAGACAUGAACGAUUUGCGGCCUUUGUUUUCACCAACCACCUAUUCCGUAACCAUAGCAGAAAGCACUCCUCUAAGAACUAGCAUCGCACAGGUUACAGCAACAGAUGCUGAUAUUGGUUCCAACGGUGAAUUCUAUUACUACUUUAAAAAUAAAGUCGACCUCUUCUCUGUCCAUCCAACUAGUGGGGUCAUCUCUUUAAGUGGCCGGCUAAACUACGAUGAGAAAAACAGGUAUGACCUUGAAGUUUUGGCUGUGGACCGUGGAAUGAAACUCUAUGGUAACAACGGCGUAAGCAGCACUGCCAAACUUUACAUACAUAUUGAGCGCAUAAAUGAGCACGCCCCAACUAUCAAUGUCGUAACCCACAUUCCUUUCCCUUCGGACAAGGAGCCUACAUAUGCUAUUGUUAAUGUGGAUGACUUAGAUGAAGGUGCCAACGGUGAGAUAGAAUCUCUUUCUAUUGUUGCUGGAGAUCCCUUGGAACAUUUCCACUUGACUAAGGAUGGCAGAUGGAUGAACGAGUACAAAAUCAAAGAGAAAAAGCCCAUUGAUUGGGACCAUUUCCCAUAUGGUUGCAAUCUUACGCUCCAAGCAAAAGACAAAGGGUCCCCUCAAAAGUUUUCGGCUGUGAAACUGGUACAUAUUGCCAGUCCCAGUAGAGGAAGCAGCCCUGUAAAGUUCGAAAAGGAAACAUAUGAUGUGGCCAUCAGUGAAUUCUCUCCUCCCGGAGUAGUCGUUGCCAUAGUUAAGCUAACCCCAGAACUGCAGGGCGAAGGAUAUAAAUUGUCUCCCAGCGAGGAUGCAGAGUAUUUUAAGAUUAAUCCCAGGACAGGUCUAAUUACCACUGCACGCCCUUUAAAAAUUGUUGACAAGGAAUUUUACGACUUAGAAGUAACGAACAAAGAAGGAUACUUGAAAACACAUGUUACUGUCAGGAUAGAAGAUGCCAAUGAUCACAUCCCAGAGUUUACACAACCUUCGUAUAGCUCCUAUGUCAACGAAAGCGUCCCCGUGGGUACUAGCAUUUUGUCAGUUUCUGCUUUUGAUAAGGAUCGUGGAGAAAACGGCUACAUCACAUACAGCAUUGCUAGUCUAAAUUCGCUCCCCUUUUCCAUCAACCAGUUUACGGGGGUUAUUAGCACAUCUGAAGAGCUGGAUUUUGAGUCCUCCCCAGAGAGCUACAGGUUUAUUGUUAGGGCCUCAGACUGGGGCUCGCCUUACCGCCACGAAAGCGAGGUGAAUGUCACAAUAUACAUAGGCAACGUAAACGAUAACAAGCCGUUGUUUGAAAAGGUGGCUUGUCAGGGAGUGAUUUCAUCAGAUUUCCCUGUUGGCGGGCACAUCACAGCGGUCUCUGCUAUAGAUAUAGACGAGUUGGAGCUUGUGAAAUACAAAAUAAUUUCGGGUAACGAGCUGGGAUUUUUCUAUCUGAAUCCAGACUCGGGGGUUCUGCAGCUCAAAAAGUCCCUGUCUGGCGCCGGCGUGAAGAGCAACAACUUUGGACUUAGGAUAACAGCAACCGACGGGGAGAAUUUUGCCGAUUCCAUGUUCGUCAACAUCUCUGUGGUUCAUGGGAAGGUGUCUUCUAAAACCUUUAGCUGCCGAGAGACCAGAGUUGCUCAGAGGCUGGCGGAGAAGUUGCUGAAAAAGGCUAAAGCCAACGUGAAGCUAAAUUCCGAAGACGGCUUCCUGGAUUUCUAUUCCGUGAACAGGCAGGCCCCACAUUUUGACAAAUCCUUUCCUUCUGACGUAUCCGUCAGAGAGGACCUUCCCGUUGGGGCCACCAUAUUCCAAAUCAAGGCCUAUGAUGCCGAUUCUGGCUUUAACGGGAAAGUGCUGUACACCAUAUCAGAUGGCAAUACAGACAGCUGCUUUAACCUUGAAGUGGAGACAGGGCUGCUUAAGGUCCUUUUGCCCCUGGAUCGCGAAAAAACAGAGCUAUAUCUCCUGAACAUUACCAUUUAUGACUUAGGUAGCCCCCAGAAAGCCACGUGGAGAUUACUUACUAUAACCAUAGAGGAUGCAAAUGACAACGCACCUCUAUUUUUGCAGGAAGGCUACUCGGUUAAUAUGUUGGAAAGUACUGGUAUCGGUGUGGAAAUUAUCCAGGUAGAGGCCAGAGAUAGAGAUUUGGGGCCCAACGGGAAGGUGACUUACUCCAUAUUGACAGACACGCAGCAAUUUGUUAUCAAUAGCUCCACAGGAAUAGUAUACACAGGGGACCAUUUAGACAGGGAAUCGAAGGCAAAUUAUACAUUAAAGAUAGAGGCGAGAGACAGAGCAGAGAGUGGGCACCAGCAGUCUUCUGUCGUCCCUCUGAAUGUUUUUUUGGAUGACGUCAAUGAUUGUUCCCCAGCAUUCAUUCCCCCUAGCUAUAGUGUGAAGGUCCUGGAGGAUCUGCCAGUUGGUACUGUCAUUGCUUGGCUUGAAACGCAAGACCCUGAUCUUGGUCUUGGAGGACAAGUGCGCUAUUCCUUGGUGAACGAUUACAAUGGGAGGUUUGAAAUCGACAAAGCCAGUGGCGCUAUCCGCCUAAGCAAAGAACUCGACUACGAGAAGCAACAGUUCUACAACCUAACCGUGAGGGCAAAGGAUAAAGGCCGCCCCGUUUCUUUAUCCUCGGUUUCCUUUGUGGAAGUCGAAGUCGUGGAUGUGAACGAAAACCUCUACACCCCUUAUUUUUCCGACUUUGCCGUCAUUGGAUCAGUAAAGGAAAACUCGCGCAUCGGAACAAGCGUUUUGCAAGUGAGCGCGAGGGAUGACGAUACCGGCAGGGAUGGCGAGAUCCAGUACUCUAUCCGAGAUGGCAGUGGGCUUGGACGGUUCAACGUAGAUGAGGAAACGGGUAAGUGUUGCUGCAAACCAAAUCAGAAAAGUUGCAGGUGUCUCGGCGAUCCAAGUACAGUCUCUGUGGAUUAUAUCUAAUAUUAUGCAUACUCAGAGGAGACCCAUUGAAGCUCCUUGACAUGACUAACAUAAGUCCGUUAAUUUCAGUGGGUCUACUCUUGAGUAGAACUAGGUUCUGUAUAUAACCAUGCUCAAUCUUAGCCAAUGGAUGUUAACCCUUCAGGGUAAUGGAAGUGUGCACUGAUAUCCACAUUGGGUGGUGUAAAUGGGAGCCACACCAGAUGGUUCAAUUUUGGAUUCACUUCACAAGGCAGAUAAGCAUCGGAACCCACAAUGCUUGAUAGUUCUCUUCCUGUAAAGUAAAUCUAGGCACAGAAGCUUCUUUUGUGUGCAAAUUUGCUAGAUGGGGGUCCUUCCAGACUUGUGUUUUACUGUGGGUAUAUUUUGCAACGUAUUCUCGAGGCAGCUAUAAUUUGUUAGUGGUAGACUUAAGUUCUGAGGUGCUUCCUCAAUGCUACCACAGUAUUGCUUUCUGGAGAGGCUACAGUGCAGCUGAAGUAGGACAAAAACAAACCAGAAUGUUUGUGGUCUAAGAAGUUACAGCAUUCCAUUCAAUAGAAAGUUGAAGAAGAAUAAAAGUUACGGGAUUUUUGUGGGAUGUUAUGAGAUAUGCACGGAUUGGAAACCAAGAAGUGUGACCACCCCAAAAUCGUCAUGCACAAGCAACAUUGAAAGUGGGAUUGCAUUUGACCAUCCGAAGAACAUCAUGGGAGGGAAAUAACGUAUUUGCAAUAAAAAGGCUGUCUCAAGGGGCCUUGGUUAGGGCUUUAAAAAUUAGGUGCUGGAUAUUAAGCUUUGGGCACUGAACGAAUGCGUUCUAGCUUUUCUUUAAUUAUUUCAGCAGCAAUGAAAUCCUAUCUGUCGAUCACCAUAGCCAUGAAAAAGAGUUAAUUGCUCAGUUAUAUCUAUCCCAGUGGAGACACAAAAUCACAUGCUUUCCUUUGCUGCUGCCCUCUUCUUACUGAAAAGCAAAUGGUGGCCUAUCGGUGACUCCAUUACUGCCUGUGUAUUAUGUUGUGAUAACUGUAAAUUAUGCAGGUCGUGGUGGCGCUGAGACAGUCGGUGCACUCCUGACCCCAUCAAAAACGUGAGACUCUGCCAAAUGGGCUUUGGGAUGGGUGGAGGAAGCAUUACUGGGUGUCUUGUUCUCCAUGUGUUUUGUUCAAUGGAGUUGUUUGGCUUCUUUUAAUAAAAAAGGGCAGUUCAGAAGGAACGUUAAUUACUGUAGAAGUAAGCUGUAGUAGGGUGAGCCGGCUUGAUGUUUGAACUUUGUGCUUGUAUCAGGUGUCCUUUUUUUAUUAUGCAAAAUGCAUUAAAUGUACUCAUUUUCCAGAGAUGAUUAUGGGUCUGAUGGCUUUCAGAGAUUUAAAUUACCCCCUCACUGCCAUUAUGGAACAUUAUCAAAACCGGGAGAAGGAAGGAGUGGAGGGAUACAGCCAUAUGAUAAAAUUGCAGUUCAACAAGCUGGUUGUUUAAGUAUCUAAUAGCUGCUGGCGUUAAUGGGACAGCUGUGACAUUAGAUUAAGUGAGGAAAUUAGGAAGCAUUAGUUUGCAUUUUUUUCAGAAAUUUCAUUAAGAGCUGCCUUUGCAUUGAGCUUUGCCCCGAGACGAGCUGCGGAUCGGCAGUGUGAACUCGCCGCCGCCUCCCCUUCCUCUUGUCUGCUUCUUCUGUGCCAGUGAAUAA
This is a messenger RNA of Podarcis lilfordi (Lilford's wall lizard), 62741 nucleotides long. Lineage: Eukaryota; Metazoa; Chordata; Lepidosauria; Squamata; Lacertidae. The record is from the annotation of a GenBank genome assembly.